Molecule: messenger RNA, 47792 nt
Organism: Pocillopora meandrina
Lineage: Eukaryota; Metazoa; Cnidaria; Anthozoa; Scleractinia; Pocilloporidae
Source: the annotation of a GenBank genome assembly
AUGGCAGCAAAAAGCGGUCACAUGAAAAUCUCUGGUGAUAAAGAUAAAAAAGUCAGUUUUGUAUCUUCACUUUUUUUUCGUUGGAUGAACGAAGUCCUUAAAAAGGGCAGUCAAAGACCUUUGGAUGAAAAUGACUUUUUACCCUUGUCAGACGAGAACUCUGGCCGUUUUGUCACCGACAAGCUUAAAAAAAUCUGGGAGAGCGAGAAACAUCAUUGCAAGAUGAAUGGGAAAAGGCCCAAACUUUGGAAAAGCGUGUUUGAUAUGCUUUCUGCCAAAGAUGUUAUCAUCAUUUUGAUGGGGAAUAUAUUGUGUACAACUUCUCGCCUUCUCUUUCCACUGUUUCUCUGGUAUCUUGUUUCUAAGCUUAUGUCAACUGAGGCAGAGAAUACUUAUCGGCUCUACGCCUGCGCAUUAGCUAUGUGUCUCAAUGGUUUGAUCGGUGGUCUUGGUAUGCACCAGGACGGCUACAGAUGUGAAAUAUUGGGGAUCAAAAUAGGAAGCGCCCUGAGGGGACUGGUGUACCAAAAGGUAGGCACGAUCCUAAAGAGUAUUCUAUGCACUUGUCAUAUGCUCAACUGAUUUUUCUUAUACCCUAAACACCCCAAACUAAGCCGAAAAAACACCUUUAUCUAUCCGAUCCAGAAAGAUUUUUUCCAGAAAUCUGAUCAAUUGUAAUCAGCUUAUGCCAUAUGGAGACCCUGAAGGAGAGAGUGAUUGAACAUGAUUGCUGGUGCUUCUGCGAGAGUAAGCAAUCCCGCUCACCAACAAAAAAAAUCGAAGAAACAAACAGUUAUGUAGCCUGCAGUUAACGGGGAAGUAGGCUACAAAAACCAUAACGCAUAAGGCCACGCUUCUUAGCGAGAUUCAAAAUGGCGCCUUAGUUGUGGCUUUUUUUCACAUUUCAAGAUAAUUUGUUAGAGGUUUGUUUACUCUCGUCUCGAAACGCAGGAACGGAUGUCUUUAUGCCGUAAAUUAAAAUCAUAUGGUUUAAGGAACAUACUUCUUUAAUGUCUAAUCUGUACUCUCUUUCAGACGCUUCUUCUCAACAAGCAGACGUUACUGAAAUUCACUGCAGGACGCUUAUUUGACCUGAUAUCCAAUGAUGUUAAAAGAUUGGAAGAAGAGACAGUCAGGUUUUUUGUCUCAGCCGUUUUCGCAGUCCCUGCUUAUAUAGGGGCAAUAUUCCUCAUCUACAAUUUGAUUGGCUGGCAGGCUGUUAUGGGUGUGUUCCUUCUGUGUACUCUUAUGCCAUACUUUACCGUCUUGUCCUAUGUUAAUGCUAAGCUGCGCUUGCGCACAGCUACAGUGUCCGAUCAGCGAAUCUCCUUAAUGAAUCAAGUAGUUUCCGGGAUCCGCGCGGUCAAAACGCAUGCGUGGGAGGACGAAUAUAGACGAAAGAUUAAACAUGUAAGAAGGUAAGGUAAAUUGUCAGUUUUCAUCAGUAGUAGGCUAAAACAACUAUCUUUAUUCAUCCCCUUAAUUAUUGACCUAAACUAUUCAAAAUCCACAAAUAUGUUUUGUCUCCACUGAGAGCUUUAUUAGCUAAGUAGUUCAAACAAAAAAAAAAAGUGUUUCAUGUAACCCAUUUCAUAACCGGAGGACUGGCCGGUCAGUUAAUAAAUAUCAGUAUCUACUGAGUAAAAAGUGUUGAAAGUGCACUCUGAUUGGCUACUCAAACUCCGAAUAUCCUUUGCGAUUCAUCUUGAGUCUAAUUUGAGUUCAGUUGAUAUUUUUUACUUUUCAUAAGCUUAUCGUUCAUUAUCAUAGGAUCUCAUUGCAAAUUUGACGCAGUUGAUUUAUUUUUUCAUACGCUGUCAAAAUGAAGUGAACGAUGAGGAAGGGUGCGCUUGCUGCCCGCUCACCUCCUUUAUAUUUCAAAUUAGAGAGAACACAGAGGACGAAUUGGUUCGACAGAAUGCCCACAUAACUAAUGAACAACUUUUAUCUACAGAAAUGAAAUCAGGGUCAUUUCGAAGAGGACAGCCAUUCAGUCAAGGAUUGAUGCCUUGUUAUACAGUGCAACGCCACUGGCCACUCUGGUGUCAGUAAUUAUUAUGGUACUUACAGGCCAGACCCUCACGCCCGCCAAUGUUUUCAUGCUGCUGUCGUUUUUGGGUGUUAUAAAAUUUUGUGGUAUGGUGAAUAUGACAUCAGGUUUAAUGGUAACGUAUGACGCCUACGUUUCGCUCGGAAGAAUCGAAGAAUUCCUUCUUCUGGAAAAUCUGUUGCAAGCCUCGGAGAGUGAUGUAAGCAACGAGCCUCAACAAAAAGCGGAAAGUACCGCAACUUACUUAAGUCGCAGUUACUUGAAAAAAGAAGCGGGAAAUACGGAGAAAGUUUCCCUCUCUCGUGAAUCAAGAGAAUUAGGGCCUACUAUAUUAUGUGCGUCAAAUUUAAGCUACGCAAAAACGCAUCAUGAAGAGGAAUUUAUUCUUGAGGAUAUCAACUUCUUUGCACCUUCAAAGAGUUUAACAGUCAUCACCGGACCGGUUGGAAGUGGUAAGUCUACUCUGCUCUCAGUGAUCGCUGGUGAAAUUUCGAACACCAGUGGGACGAUUGAUUAUGAAGGUUCUGUCAUUUACUUGCCUCAGACUGCUUGGGUGUUCUCGGGAACGAUAAAAGAAAACAUUCUGUUUGGUCAACCCUUCGAGGAGUCCAAGUAUGAAAGAAUAAUCGACGUCUGCGCUCUGAAAGAAGACUUCCAGCGGUUACCUGAUGGUGACCAAACAGUUGUUGGAGAACGCGGAGAGGUUCUGAGUGGAGGACAACAGGCGAGAGUAAGUUUAGCUCGUGCAGUUUAUUCUGACGGAGAUAUUUAUCUAUUGGAUGAUUCACUGAGUGCUGUUGAUUUUAAAGUUGGCCAACACAUCUUUAACAAGUGCAUCAAAGAUCUACUUGGCGAUAAAAUCGUUCUGUUUGCCUCUCAUCAGCAACAGCACAUGGAAAAUGCUGAUGAAGUGAUUGUGUUGUACAAAGGGCGUAUGCUCGACAAGGGACGCUUUACUGAGCUGCACGAAGAAGGUGUUAUCAAUUCAACUGCUGACCCGCUUUAUAAAGCAGCUCUGAAGGACAAAACGGACUCAUCUGAGCCGUUCUGCUGGGAAGAUAAGGAGGAACACGAUGAUGCUGAAAAAUGCCAGAAAAUACAUCCUCUGCCCAAUGAAGCGAAGAGUUUGGAGACAGAAAAGGAGGAUCGUACAAUCGGAGUUGUGACAUUCAGGCUUUAUUGGGACUAUUUCAGAAGUGGAGCACAUCCUUUGAUGCUAACUGGAAUGGUUGGUUUAAGUCUCAUUACUCAAGGUAAACUUAUUGUUAGGCUGAGUUACAAACCUUGGGUCAGGCCUUAACAGGGAAUACAGCAACCUUUUUUCUAUAUUUCUUUUCUUCUAUUCUUUUAUUUUCUUUUGUGCAAAUCAUUUCACAAUGGCUAUGCUUUUAACCAAGAAUAAACGUUCUUUUUAGAUUAGCAGGUAGCGUUGAGAGACACUACGCAAACUUCUGACCAUGUUCCCGAUAUCUCACUUUCUUGCACAAGCGCGAGUGAAUGGCGGGUUACGCGCGAAAGGAAGAGCUGGUGUUUUUCUCCUCGCGUUUGCCUUACACUUGCCUCCACGCGCAUGAAAAGGUCAAAAAACCACUCGCUCUACAGACUAACUUUCUGAGACCAAAAGCAGUUUCUUAACAAUAUUUAUGUGUAACAUGGUUGACUUCUUAAUUUAUUCUGUGACGUUGUGGUGCUUGCAUAAACAUCCCCAAGACAUUAACGGUAGUAGGUAAUCCAGGCGAGUUGUGUCUAGGCCCAAUAAAUCUUACAAUGUUCAACUAAAUGAUUAUAGAAAAGUACUUUUCAACCACUGCAUAUUAAUGAUGUUUCUUUCAGCCAUCAUAGCUGCUCCAGACUUGUGGCUUUCGUUUCUUGCAAGGCUAAACCCAGAGGAUCAGAAUAACAAGACUUAUCUAUCUGUCUUCGCCUGUCUGGUUGGCGCGUGUUUUAUAUUUACUAUCGUUCGGGCUUAUGGAUUCUUCCAUGUUUGUCUGAAGUGUGCCGAGCGUCUUCACGAUAAAAUAGUUGUGGCCAUUUUACAAGCACCUGUCCUGUUCUUUGAUUCUAAUCCAGUGGGAAGAAUCCUAAAUCGCUUCUCCAAUGAUAUUGGCUGCCUAGAUGAGUUGUUACCCAAAACAUUCCUGGCGGCAAUGCAGAUGCUCUUGGUGAUAUUUGCCCAAAUUCUGGUAACAGUUGCCACAAAUGUUUGGCUCAUGUUUCUUGUUGUUCCAAUUUCCAUGUUGGUCGUUUUUCUAGCCAAUUAUUACUUGAAGACUGCCAGAGAACUAAAGAGGUUAGAGUCGAUAUCCCGAAGCCCAGUGUUCGCUCAUUUUUCGGAGACCCUGAUAGGACUGGACACGAUUCGUACGAGAGGAAGACAGACAGAUUUUGUGGAUGCACUUUACAGGUAUGUUAGAGACAUUGAUUCAGUUUGUGGUGUCAGAGCUGAUAAAUGCACAGGACAAAAAUGACUCAUAAUCGCUCGUUUUCUGUGAGCUAUUUUUUUUUUAAUUUGCCGGCAAUACGCGAAAUGGCAUCACGUGUCUUUUGUAAUCCUAUCCGGUACGUGCUGAGACACUGGUCAGCAAGUGGACCUUUCGGUACGAGGCACGGUCGCGAAACGAAGCUAUCCGAAAGAGUCACGAGGGGUAUUACCAGUUGUGAGACUACAGUUAUUGCUCUGUACGGUUUCAUCCUUCUGAUAGGGUUUCAACAGUCGCAUAAUAUAAACCGUCAAUCAACAAGAUUGCUUGACGUAGAAAUUUCACAAUUAGUCGAAACUAUAACAAAUGUAUGGAACGUAUAAGCGAUGUUAGUUUCUUUCUCUAAUUUUGCCACAGUUUUGAUCAAUUGGUAAGAGAACGUCAUGUCGUGCAAUUCUGCCUUUAUUAAAAAAAACUCCCGCCUCGCAGUCGUCCCCUUUUGUUAAUCAAUCGUAUGAUUACUGCCGAAUUGGACUCCACUCAGUCCUAUUACCAUUAUGAGUUUAAUUAACAGGAAAUACAGACGAGUGCCCCUCGUCUUCUACUUCUGAUAAAUGUUAUACUUAGCAUACAAGAUGUAGUUGUGAUAUUUGACAAUUAAGAACUGGUAUGUUUUUGGCGAAUUUACCAUUUUCCCAUACCAUAUCGUUAAGAAACUCGGCUCUAGCGGCUCUCACUUCAUCUGGACGAAUGAAGCAUACCUAAGAAUGAGAUGUGGUUACGGAAAUGAUCUUUCGAAUACUUAGCAAGAAGCUUACGGAUGUUCCUUGGAGAGUAAAAUCUUUUUGAGGGGCUGGGGCGUCGGGCGGAAUUUGUUGAAGGGCUCUGUUACAUUGUCAGGCCAAAGGAGACACUAGUCUCACUUCAGUGUGCAGACCCGAUGUAAUCUCUUUGAGGUCUUUUUAGAGUGAUUGUCGUAAGGAAAAUAUUAUUUUAUAAUAACAAGCCAAUCAAAACAAAAGAAAAGAUCACAAGUAGUGACAGAGGACUUCACUCAAAAACAAGGAAACGGCAUUGAACACUGAGAAACGCGUUCGACCAACAGGCGGUUGGUCUUGUGCAAGUUUGCUGGACCAAUCACCAAUCAAAGUAAUACAAAGCUGAUACAACCCGGUUUAUUUUCGACAGUCAACUAAAAAAUAACUCCAUUAUUAAAACUUAUUGUGAUAAAAACUUGUCCCCUCAGAUAUCAAGAUGUUCAUAAUCAGGCGUAUAUUAUGGUGAUGGCCAGCGGUAGGUGGCUCGGUGCACGUUUGGAUUGUCUCGCUUCCUUGUUAGUCGGUGCAGUUGCUGUGGCUGCUAUCUUGGUAUCUCAAGAUGCCGGUAAGCUCAAGAUUCUUAGUAACAUUUUUGAGUCUUUCUAUGUAAAGUAAGAAUCUAUAUAGUCGUGUAUUAAUACGGCAUGAACAAAUGAAUAAUAAAAUAGGUGUGAUUAUACGUGCUCUCUCAUGAACGGGUGGUUUCUAAUCACGACAGAAACGUGAGAAUCAACUCGGUGGCGUGGUGUCUUCUAUGAUUCAAAACAGGAAAAUUGUGCUGAUAACUCCUCUGCGCCUACUAAGCUCGGAGUCAAAACAACGAUACUGAGAAAGAUGUAAAAAAGACGCUUUAUUUAUUCCUUCUUAUUAAGUGACUGCCUGGACUAGGCUAGGUAACCUAGCCUUGUAAAGCUUUCGUUAUAUGUUUUGAGCUAUCGCGAAAAAACAGGUCCGGAAUUUAUAGACUUAAGUUCUAAUUUUUCUUUUCAGCUUACGCUGGUCUCGCUCUUGUUUACGUCAUCCAAACUCUGAGCGCGACUCAAUACGCUGUUAGAAAAACGUCUGAAGUUGAAAACUACAUGACGUCAGUUGAGCGAGUUAUGACCUACACCCAACUCGAUCAGGAGCCUGGAUACGAAGAAGAACGAACACCGCCAAAAGACUGGCCUCGGAGAGGAAGUAUUGUGUUGAGAGAUGUAUCAUUGACGUACUAUCCGGGGGGACCUCAAGUGCUGAAGAACAUCAAUCUUAGCAUCAAAGGAGGAGCAAAGAUCGGAGUUGCCGGCCGUACGGGAGCUGGGAAGUCAUCUUUUGUAGCAGCUCUCAUGCGCAUGCCUGAUGCUGAUGGAGAGAUAGUCAUCGACGAUGUUCCAAUUAAAGAGAUGGGCCUCCAACAAGCUCGACGAGGUAUCUCAGUUCUUGGCCAAAGUCCUGUUCUUUUUAGCGGAUCUUUGAGGAAAAAUCUCGAUAUUUUAGACAAGUUUCGAGACGCUGAAUUAUGGCAGGCUUUAGAGGAUGUGCAACUGAAAGAAUUUGUCGAGAGGCUUGAGGCCAAGCUGGAUCACGAACUGCUGGAACAUGGUGCUGAUGUCAGUGUUGGAGAGCGGCAGUUAAUUUGCUUGGCUCGUGUGCUGCUACAGCGAAGUAAAAUCGUCGUCUUGGACGAGCCAACUGCGCAUGUUGACCCAGACACAGAGCAGACUAUUUGGAAUGUAGUUCGUGACAAACUGAAGGAGUCGACUGUCAUCACUAUAGCUCACCGUUUGAACACGAUAAAAGACUGCGAGAAGAUUUUGGUCUUGAAAGAUGGAAAAGUUAAAGGGUUUGACAAUUUUGACUCAAUAAUGAACAUUAAGUGAGAUGCGAUCUUAGGUUGAAAUACCUCGAAUGUCACGCAGGUAUGAUCCUGCAGAGCUCAAGAUAUUAUACAUUUAUAAUCUUUUCUAGAGCUGGCAUUUGAUGUUAUUGUUCGGUUUUGGCUCCUUUAUACUUCUAUGCAUCUUUAAAAUCUCUCUCGCUGUCAUGUUUCGCAGUGUCACGCAACGUCCAAUUUGCCCUGGUUCUGUCUAGUAUUAGAUCACAGACGAAGUCAUAAUGUGGUAAGAACAGCAAAACGGCACACUAGGCGCAGGCGUGUCACUGAUGUUCCAACUGCUUUAUGACGUCCUCUGUGAUAUAUUAAUGAACAGACCCACCGUAGCAUAGAUUACAUUUGUUUUAUGUAAUAGACAAAGCAAAUUUUUUUUGACGUGGACGUCACUUAUCCGUCUGUUCCCCAACUGAUCAUAAGUAAAAGACCAAUGGAGAUGCGAGCGCCACUUACCACCCAACGCAAUGCGUACAAGAAACAAGAUAACAGUUUAUUCAGAAAUAGGAAACUGUUCGGCAGCCUAGCUAUGUCCAGAUUUAGGGUCCGAUAUCAGAGAGUAACAAGUUGUCAUGUCAACAUUCACUUUGGGUAUAAAUUUAGAUCUCCUCGGAUGAGCAUGUCAGCGUUCACGUUGGGUAUAAAUUAAGAUCUUAUCGGACAAGCGGGAAGAAUGAGGGGAGAUGCAGGUUAUAUGUGGAAACAUCAAAUGUUACUCACAUAAUCAAAUAAUUACCUGAAUUAAAAGUUAUAUUUGAAUAACCUACUUCCUUGAAUUGUGCUCCAGAAAUAGUAAAUGGUAUUGAAGAGAAAGGAAGAAAGUUCUUAAAACAUUCUAUGUUAAAUAACACUUUGUUACGAAUGUUAAUUGCGACGACAAUCAAAACAUUUGUCAAGCUAUAAUAACAAUUACCUUUCCAUGUAAAAAAACCAUAAUGAAACAUGACAUGAAUAAAUUAAUCUCACCCAGUUUGAAUGUAGAAUCCAAAAUCUAAUUAACUCACUGGUGAAUAGGAAAAAGCUUAAAGCAUUUUAACUGCUUCUGUCAUUCUAAAUAUUACAAAUCAGUUAUGCCACCAAUUAAUCCUUUAACCCCUAAGAGUGACUAGCAUCUAAUUUCUCUCUAUCAUUCAUUAAAGUCAUGAGAAUAAAAGAAAUGAUCACCAAAACACGAAAUUGCGUAGCAAACGAUCAUUGAUAUUGCUGAAAGAGCAGUAUUUAACAAGGAACACUGCUUUAUCGGUUUAUAUCGCAUCUACAGUCCAGUGAUAGCCUUUUUUGGAAAAGCUGACACGUAAUUUCAUUUUGAAAGGAUUUGCGAAAGUACUGAUAAAUCAUCAGCGAACGCGAAGAGCCUGAUUUUCCGGCCUAAGGUUAACACUAGCAACUUCAUUUGCCCGAAACUAACAACUGCGGCUAAUUCAUAAGCAGCCUACCCAGAUAGCCUAACCGGUUUUAAGCCUGUGCGCAUCUGCUCGUCUACGAUUAAUGAAAAUGACCUUGCGCCUCUUUUUCUCCCUUCAAAAAGAAGCUUGGGUUGCAUGAAGUUGGCGGGCCGCUCAAUACAUUUUAUCCUUUGUUUUCUCGAUCAAAAUAAUUUGCGCCCCUGUAGAUCGCUGAAGAAGCAGUAGAAUACGAAUACUUUUCACAUAAUGACCAUAAUGAACACCAACUCCAAGUGUCAAUACCAACCAACUAAUUAGACAGCCUCUUUCUAUGCAUGAUUAUGUAUCAAGCUCUCUCUCAUUGCAUACUACGCUUUUUUUUAAAGAAUAGUACAAUUUUUCAUCAGAAAAAACAAUAAUACAAUAAUUACAAAAACAAUACCAUAAUAAUCUAAUAAUAUUAACGAGAUAAGGCAUUAAUACAUUUACUUAGAAAACUUAAAAUACUACAAUUAAUAAAAUAAAAUCUACAAGUAGCUUCUAUUAAUGUUUAAAAUGCGUAAUAAAUACUAUUUAAAAACUUAACUAGUUGGGUCUCUACUGUCUUCAGGGUUUGAUUGUAAGUUCACUGGUUUGAUUGCUUUUACAUAUUAUUAAUAAGUCAUCUUGGUACCUGUGCUUUUUAUCUGUAGAUACCUUGAUUAUUACAAAGCAAAGCCAAGUGGAAACCAUCAACUGUACAAAGUUGGCAGCAAUUUAUCUGCAGAUUUAAUCCGCAAAUAAUAUAAACAGGCCAGCACUAGGGUGUUCCUGUAUGGACCUUGCUGCACUCAGUCUAUACUGCCACAUCUGCAGAUAAUAUUGGAAUAUUAAUUGACUUUGGUAGACAUUAAAGAAAUUAAAGAAUGUCCUCAUCAUUUCGAAGUUCAGGUCAUCAGUUUUUCAAACUUCUAUAAUCAGGAUGACCACAAAAAUAGUGUGGUCAAUAGCCAUGACUUAAUUGAAGAAAUACAAGUUAAUAACAUUACUUACUAGUUUAACAAUACUUUAAAAAUUCAAUUUAGCAGAUGAUGGUAACAAGAGCAUUUUUAGUUUGACGUUCAUUGAGCCGUGGAAGGCUAGAUUUGUGAAAAAUACGAAAAUUUUUCUGGUUUAAAACUAAUGCACAAGCAUAUAAUAUUCGUACAUUUUAUGUGUUUCGGCUUUCAAUUAUUAGCUUUUGUAACCACGUGUGCCAGGUACACAAAGUUCAAGAGUUUGCUACACAAAGGUAUAACAUAACUAGUGGCUAGAUUCUAUGUGCAUACUACGGUAAAAUUUCCGCACAGCCCCAUACUAUUGUAAAACAAAUCUGUUUUCCCAAUGGCAAUGUACUGUUUUUGUCAGUUGUUUUCUCUAUCCAAGAACUGAAUGCAUAAUGUAGUAUGGGGCUGUGCGGAAAUUUUACUCAUACUACGAGCAGAGAUAACCCUACCUAAACAGUCAUAACCUCCAAAUCAGUGCUUGCUUCAAUACUUGCGAAGCAGUGGUGCUUAACGUUUUUGAAAACUAAGUGAAUAACUACCCCUAGCCAACGGUGUACCGUGGGAGGUCUGGGACGGAGUCAACCCUGGAUAGUGUGACUCGGAAUUGAGGAAUUAAUCAAACUCGAUCAGACACUCGAUUAGUGAUGAAGGUUAUUAUAGGUCUCAAUUAAUAAUGUUGGGCUCGACGAUAAGUCGAAAUUCAUUUAGUAAAUACAGACAUGGGAAAUAAUAUCAGACACGGAAAAUACCAGACAAUGAGGAGGUCUGAUAGAGGCAAACAAUAACGGACCCUGUUAAUUGAUUUCCGACACGAAAACUAAUUUUUCGAUAGGGAAAAUACCCUGACUUAAUUUUGAACGGUUUGUUACGCCACCUAAAACUAUGGCGUAACAUACCGUUGAAAAUUCAGUCAGGGUAUUUUCCCUAUCGAAAAAUUAAAUACAGACAAUUUGGUUGACAAAUGUAAAUACAUACGGGAAAUGUUGUAUUGUUUUUUGGGUUCCCAGUAGUAGCGAAAACUAAUACCCCUGAAAUUAAGUCACUGUCUGCGACAUUUGCCCAUCCAAUGGCUCACAUGAACCAUUGGAAAAAUACAAAGAAGGAAAAACACAAAGAAAAUUGUUCACUCAGGAGCAGCACCGAGAACCUCAAGGCUUUUCGAGUAAUACAUAGACUACGUUUUUAAGGUCAGUGUUUUAGAGGUCUGUUUUUUUCAACGUUUGACAGAGGUCAACGGGACACCAAGCAGGUAGUGGGAAAUCUGAUAAGGUUGUGUAAUAUAACAUCAGGGGUAAUGUGUUUCAGGGAAAUCCGAGCGACCCUAACCAUCUGAAAAUUACUUCAAAUCGGGUAGCGGAGCGAGCGCACAACAAAGAAAACAAAACAGUUUUAUAAUAAGUUGGUAUUAUUCAGGGAAAAAAUGAAAUUGACUGAGAACAGGAUACCACGAAAAGAACAGUGACAUUUGAAACGAUGUGUGAUAAACAGAACUUGCAAAUCUCGCGAGGUGCAUGCAUCCUUACGAGUCCCAAACGCGAAGUAGAUCGAGUCAAUCAGCUCUCGGAACAUACGACAUGCUGGCAUAAAUUUGUUCCCUUUUUAGUUCUCGGCUUACCCUGGGUGCCUCGGUUAGUCUUUAUUUUGACGCGCGCGAAAAGCCUCAGGAAAGGAGCGCUGUUGAUUUAAUAGAAGGCGGCUUCUGACCAGUCAAUGUCUCAAGAGGGUCGCAGGCUCAAAUAUUUUCAAAAAUCAUUGAUUGUAGGUGGUUUUUAAGUUGUUUUAGCUAGCUGUAAGUGGUUUUAGGUGGUUGUAAGUGGUUCUAGGUGGUUGUAGGUCAUUCCAUGUUUUAGUACUUACGUUUCUGGAGACUGUGUCCGGCCGCCGGGCAGUUAGUCCGUUUUCAACUUGUUUUCUGUCCCGAUAGUUUUAAAAUUUAUCGUGAAACUGCAUUUCAAAACUUUCAAAACAAGUCUCCUUUCACUCAACGUGGUGAAGAGAGGGCUCUCGGGAAAUUUUGUGAUCCUCUCGUUUCAAAUUACGACGUCUUUCUUAUCAUACAGGAACAUCUUCUAGUCUAUUUUUUUGUAUAUUUAGAAAUCUCUCAAAACCUAUUCGCUCGUGCAAUAGAUAUGGCUUGCAAAUAGCAAGGUACGUCAAUAUUAGCGGUGUCUUGGUGAAUUCCUGUAUAAUGAGACAAAGUUGCAGGGUAAGCCACACAAAGUUGCAGCUUCCUCAAACUGUUAUCGCACAGCCACUUGCAAACGUAAAAUUUUUCACACGAAAUUUUCAGUACGAUUCCAUCCAUAACGAUUGUAAUUACAAGACCGAUAACAGCGCUGUGUUGGCAUUUCAUACAUGUAUUGUUCAGCUAAAAGCUUUGAUUGAGUGGGCUAGAUCACAGGAGAUGUUAUGCUAAAACGCAGACUGCAGACUGCAGACUGCAAACUGUGCAGACCUUACAGACCGUGCAGACCGCGAUUUGUUGGCUCCAGAAUUUCGACUGUUUCAUUUUGCGAGACACUAACAAAUUCAUUCAUGACCUAUCACGCAGUCGACUUCGAUAGGUAUCCAAUUUUACGGUAUAAUGCGGUUAUUUUCAGCUUGAGAAAAAAAUGACGUUUUCUCGCUUAUGAAAUUUUAUUUUACGCCUUAGUGGACGUGAAAUGAAAGUAAAAAUGCCAAGAUAAUUGAACGUUCAUAAAAAGUAGAGAGAGAAAAACUCGACACUCUUCGAGCACAAAGCUUAUUCAAUGACGAGUAUCCUGAUUAUUUACCAUUUUGUUUUAGGCUAUAUCAUUUUAGGCUAUUUAAAAGUCAUGAGGUUCUACAAAACACCGUGACUUAUUGGAUUUUAUAUAAGUUUACAACUCUUAGAGGGCAAGUUGGUUCCGAAAUCCUGGAACAACAUGCAAAGACAUUUGGUCAUUGCGUUGAACAUGCUAAUAAUGGCUAUGUAUUUUGUAGGUCUCAAGUGAUGGCAACAAAAAGCGGUUACAUGAAAAACUCUGGUGAUGAAGAUAAAAAAGUCAGUUUUGUAUCUUCACUUUUUUUUUUCGUUGGAUGAACGAAGUCCUUGAAAAGGGCAGUCAAAGACCUUUGGAUCAAAAUGACUUUUUAUCCUUGUCAGACGGGAACUCUGGGCGUUUUGUCACCGACAAGCUUCGAAAAAGCUGGGAAAGCGAGAAACAUCAUUGCAAGGUGAAUGGGAAAAGGCCUAAACUUUGGAAAAGCGUGUUUGAUAUGCUUUCUGCCAAAGAUGUUAUCAUCAUUUUGUCGGGGUAUAUAUUGUGCACAACCGCUCGCCUUCUCUUUCCUCUGUUUCUCGGGUAUCUUGUUUCUGAGCUAAUGUCAACUGAGGUAGAGAAUACUUAUCGGCUCUACACCUGCGCAUUAGCUAUGUGUCUCAAUGGUUUGAUUAGUGGUUUUGGUAUGCACCAGCGAGACUACAGAUGUGAGAUAUUGGGAUCAAAGUAGCAAGCGCCCUAAGGGGACUGGUGUACCACAAGGUAAGCACGAUCCUAAAGAGCAUUCUUUACAUUUUUCAAAGGCUCAACCGAUUUUUCGAAUACCCUAAACACCCCAUAUUAAGCCGAACAAACUUGAACACAGGUAUCUAUCCGAUAUAGAAUGAUUUUUCUAGAAAGCUGAUCGACUGCAAUCGGCUUAUGCCAUGGAGACCUAGAAGGAGAGGGUUAUUAAACAUCAUCGCUGGUUGCUGCUUCUGCGGGAGCAAGCAAUCCUGCUCACCAACAAAAGAAUGGAAGAAACAAACAGUUGUUUAGCCCGCAGUUAAGCAGGCUACAGAAACCAUAACGUAUACGGCCGCGCUUCUGAACGAGACUCAAAAUGGCGCCUGAGUUGUCGCUCUUUUUACACAUUUAAAGAUAAUUUGGUAGAGGUUUGGUUACUCUCGUCUCGAAACGCAGUCACGAAUAUCUUUAUGCAGGAGAUUAAGCUUAGAUGGUUUUUAUGGAACUUAUUUCGUCUUUAAUGUCUAACCUGUACUUUCUUUCAGACGCUUCUACUCAGUAAGCAGACGUUACUGAGAUUCACUGCAGGACGCUUAUUCGAUCUGAUAUCCAAUGAUGUUAAAAGAAUGGAAGAAGAGACAGUCAAGUUUUUUUUCUCAGCCGUUUUCGCAGUCCCUGUUUAUGCAGGGGCCACAUUCCUUAUUUACAAUUUGAUUGGUUGGCAGGCUGUUACAGGUGUGUUCUUCCUGUGUAUUCUCAUGCCAUACUUUGCCGUCUUGUCCUAUGCUAAUGCUAAGCUGCACUUGCGCACAGCUGCAGUAUCCGAUGAACGAAUCUCCCUAAUGAAUCAAGUAGUUUCCGGGAUCCGCGCGGUCAAAAUGCAUGCGUGGGAAGACGAAUAUGGACCGAAGAUAAAAAAUGUGAGAAGGUAAGGUAAUUAUCAUUUUUAUUCAGAAGUGGGCUCCAACAACUAGCUUAAUUCAUUCCCGUAAUUGUAAUUCAUUCCCGUAAUUGUUGACCCAAAUUAUUCAAACCUCGGAAAUAGAUAACCACAAAUCUGUUUGUCUCCACUGAAAGCUUCAAUAGCUAGGCAGUUUAAACAUGCCCCCCCCCUCCAAAAUAAAGUCUUUGGACCGCUGUAUGAGCCAAGCAGAAUGCCCCUUUUCAAGAAUAUUAAGUGUCUCUUGUAACCCAUAUCAUAACCGAAAAACUGGCCGGUCAGUUAAAAAAUACCAGUAUAUACUGAGUAGAUAGUGCUAAAAGUGCACUCUGAAGAUGAUUGGCUACUCAAACUCCGAAUAGCCUUUGCAAUUCACCUUCGAGCGACUCGCGCGGGAGUUGCGCCCGAAAAUAUUGUAAUCGUUUUUACCUCAGUGUCGGUGAAAGGUGGGGAUAUCACCUCCACCUCAGAGAAUAAUCGAUCAUUAUUAUAGGUAGAACAUCUCGUCGAGUCUAACUUGUCUUCACGUUAUAUACGCUGUUUUAAGGGUGCACUUGCCGCUCGCUCACCUCGUUAAUAUUUCAAGUUAAAGAGAACACUGACGACGAGCUGGUUCGACAGAAUGCCCACAUAACUUAUGAUAACCUUCUAUCUUCAGAAAUGAAAUCAGGGUCAUUUCGAAGAGGACGACCAUUCAGUCAAGUAUCGAUGCCUUGUUAUACAGUGCAACGCCACUGGCCACUCUGGUGUCAGUAAUUACUAUGGUACUUACUGGUCAGACCCUCACGCCCGCCAAUGUUUUUAUGCUUCUGUCGUUUAUGAGUGUUAUAAAAUUGCGUGGCACGUUGAAUAUGACAUAUGGUUUAAUGGUAACGCAUGACGCCUACGUUUCGCUCGGAAGAAUCGAAGAAUUCCUUCUUUUGGAAAAUCUGUUAAAAGCCUCGGAGAGCGAUGAAAGCAACGAGCUCCAACAAAAAACGAAAAUGACCUUAACUAACCAAAGUCCCAGUUACUUGAAAAAAGAAGAGGAAAAUAUGGCGAAAGUUUCCCCGUCUCGUGAAGCAACAGAAAUAGGACCUAUUCUACGUGUGUCAAAUUUAAGCUACGCAAAAACGCAUCGUGAAGAUGAAUUUAUUCUUGAGGAUAUCAACUUCUUUGCACCUUCAAAGAGUUUAACAGUCAUCACCGGCCCGGUUGGAAGUGGUAAGUCUACUCUGCUCUCAGCGAUCGCUGGUGAAACUUCGAACGUCGGUGGGACGAUUGAUUAUCAAGGCUCUGUCAUUUACUUGCCUCAGACUGCUUGGGUGUUCUCGGGAACGAUAAAAGAAAACAUUCUGUUUGGUCAACCCUUCGAGGAGUCCAAGUACGAAAGAAUAAUCGACGUCUGUGCUCUGAAAGAAGACUUUGAGCCGUUACCUGAUGGUGAUCAAACAGUUGUUGGAGAAUAUUUUGCCAGUCGAAGAUUAACUCAGUCCACGGUUUUAAACAGCUCCUUUAUUGAAUAAUGCGUCUGUCUCACAGUUCUUCUGAAAGAAGAAUUCUUUGACGUCAUCACGUUAUGCGAUUACCUGAUGGUGAUCAAAACAUAUUGUUGGAGAACGCGGCGAGGUUCUGAGUGGAGGACAACAGGCGAGAGUAAGUUUAGCUCGUGCAGUUUAUGCUGAAGGAGAUAUUUAUCUAUUGGAUGAUCCGCUGAGUGCUGUCGAUUUUAAAGUUGGCCAACAUAUCUUUAACAAAUGCAUCAAAGAUUUACUAGGGGAUAAAAUCGUUCUGUUUGCCUCUCAUCAGCAACAGCACAUGGAAAAUGCUGAUGAAGUGAUUGUGUUGUACAAAGGGCGUAUCCUCGACAAGGGACGCUUUACUGAGCUGCACGAAAAAGGUGUUAUCAAUUCAACCGUUGACCCGCUUUAUAAAACAGCUCUAAAGGACAAAACGGAUUCAUCUAAGCCGUUCUGCUGGGAAGAUAAGGAGGAACACGAUGAUGCUGAAAAGUGCCAGAUAAUACAUCCCCUGACGAAUGAGGCGAAGAGUUUGGAGAUAGCAAAAGAGGAUCGGGCCAUCGGAGUUGUGACAUCCAGGCUUUAUUGGGACUAUUUCAGAAGUGGAGCACAUCCUUUGAUGAUAACUGGAAUGGUUGGUUUAAGUCUCAUUACUCAAGGUAAACUUAUUGUUAGAGUGAGUUACAAACCUUGGGUUAAGCCCUGAUCUCUUUUAUUCUAUUUCGUGCAAAUCAUUUCACAAUGACUAUGCUUUUUACCAACAAUACGCGUUGUUUUUUAGAUUAGACGGUAGAGUUAAGAGACACUGCACAAAUUUCUGACCAUGUUCUUGAUAUCUCAUUUGCUCGUACAAGUGCGACAAAGCGCGAGUGAAUGGCGAGUAACGCGCGAAAGGAAGAGCCGGUGUUUCUCUACUCGCGUUUGCCUUGCACUUGUCUCCACUCGCCUGAAAAAGUUAAAAAACAAAAAAACAAAAAAACACUCGCUCUACAAACUAACUUUAUGAGACCAAAUGCAGUUUUCUUUCUUUAUAUGUAACAUGGUUUACUGCUUCAUUUUUUCUGUGACGUUGUGGUGUUUACAAAAACAUUCCCAGAACACUAACGGUAGUAACUAAUCCAGGCGAGUUGUUUCUGGGCCCAAUAAAUGUUACAUUGUUCAGCCGAAUGAUCAUAUAGAAAUACAUUUCAACCACUACGUAUCAAUGAUGUUUCUUUCAGCCUUCAUAGCUGCUCCGGACUUGUGGCUCUCGUUUCUUGCAAGGCUAGACUCAGAGGAUCAGAAGAACAAGACAUAUCUAUCUGUCUUCGCCUGUCUGGUUGCCGCGUGUUUCACAGUCACUUUCGUUUGGGCUUAUGGAUUCUUGAAUGUUUGUUUAAAGUGCGCCGAGCGUCUUCACGAUAAAAUGGUUGUGGCCAUUUUACAAGCACCUGUCCUGUUCUUUGAUUCAAAUCCAGUGGGAAGAAUCUUAAAUCGCUUCUCCAAUGAUAUUGGCUGCGUAGAUGAGAUGUUACCCAAAACAUUCCUGACAACAGUGCAGAUGCUCUUGGUGAUAUUUGCCCAAAUUCUGGUAACAGUUGCCACAAAUGUUUGGCUGGUGUUUAUUGUUGUUCCAAUUUCUGUGCUGGUCGGUUUUCAAUCCAAUUAUUACUUGAAGACUGCCAGAGAACUAAAGAGGUUAGAGUCGAUAACCCGAAGCCCAGUGUUCGCUCAUUUUUCGGAGACCCUGAUAGGACUGGAUACGAUUCGUACGAGAGGAAGACAUACAGAUUUUGUGGAUGCACUUUACAGGUAUGUGUGAGACAUGGAUUCAGUGUGUGAUGGCAGAGCCGAUAAAUGCACAGAGCACAAAUGAGUUAUAAUUUCUCAUUUUGUAUGAGGUAUUUAUUUUUUAUCCACCGCCCAUACACGAAAUUGUAUCACAUGUCUCUUAUGAUCCUAUCUGGUAUGUGCUGAGACACUGGUCAGCAAGUGGACCUUUUCGUAUACGAGGUACGGUCGCGGAGCGAAGCUAUCCGAAAGAAGUAUGAAGGGCAUUACCAGUGGUAAGACUACAGUAAUUGCUCUGUGUGGUUUUCGUCCUUCUCAGGAUUUCAACAGACGCAUAAGAUGGACGGUCAAUCAUUAGGAUCGCGCAACGCAGAAAUUUCACGAUUAAUCAAAACUUUAAUAAAUCUAUCGAAUGUGAUUGGUUAUCACCGGUCCGACAGUGUAAGUGUCAUGCUCGUAAUUAUUGUAAUAGGACAGUUGACAAGACAUGCCUGCGUGUAAGUGUAUGCGCGCGCUGUUGUCGCGAAUUUCGCUGAGUUUUUUUUUAUGAAAACGUAUAAUUAUUGUCUCUAAUUUUCUCAUAGUUUUAAUUAAUUAUAAAGACAACGUCAUGUCGUUCAAUUCUGUCCUUAAUAGUACUCGUGGUUAAAAAUAUCAGACUCCCGCUUAGCAGUCGUCCAAUUUUGUUAAUACACUCGUGUGAUUACUGACCAAAUUGGACUCCAUUAUGAGUUUAACAGGAAAUACAGACAAGUGCCACUGUUCUUCUCCUUCUGAUAAAUGUUAUACGUAAUAUGCAAGAUGUAGUUGUGAUAGUGAACAAUUAAGAAUUGGCUUUUUUGGAGAAUUUACUAUUUUCAAUGGAAAAGUAUCCAUAUCGUUAACAAAUGCGACUCUAGCGGCUUACGUUAUCUGGGCGAAUGGAGAAUAUCUAAGAAUGAGAUGUGAUUACAGAAAUGAUCUUUCGGACAGUUAGCUAGAAGCUUACGGAUGUCUCUUGGAGAGUAACAUCUUUUUAAGGGAGUGGGAUGUCAGGCGGAAUUUGUUGAAGGGCUCCGUUACAUUGUCAGGCCGAAGGAGACUCUCGUCUCACUUCAGUGUGCAGGCCCGAUGUAAUCUCUCUGAGGGUUUUUUGGAGUGAUUGUCUUAAAAAAAAUACAAUUUGAUAAUAACAAGAUAAUCAAAACAAAAGAAAAGAUCACAGGUAGUGAAAGAGGACUUAACUUUUUAUCAAGGAAACGGCAUCGAGUGCAGAAAAACGCGUUCGACCAAUAGGCCGUUGGUUUUGCGCAAGUUUACUGGACAAAUCACUUAGUAAAGUAAUACAAAGCUGAUAUAAUUCGGUUUAUUUUCAACAGUCAACUAAAAAAAUCACUCCAUUAUUAAAACUUGUUGUGAUAAAAACUGUUCCACUCAGAUAUCAAGAUGUUCAUAAUCAGGCGUACAUUAUGGUGAUGGCCAGCGGUAGGUGGCUUGGUGCACGUUUGGAUUGUCUCGCUUCCUUGUUAGUCGGUGCAGUUGCUCUGGCUGCAAUUUUGGUAUCCCAAGAUGCCGGUAAGCUCAAGAUUCUAACGAUUUUGAGUUUUUCUGUGUAAAGUAAGAAUCUAUAUAGUCGUGUAUUAACAAAGCAUGAACAGCUGAAUAAUAAAAUAACUGUGACUAUACGUGCUCUCUCAUGAACGGGUGGUUUUUAAAAUCACGAAACAGAAAAUGCGUUUCAAGAGAAUCAACUUUUCGUUAUAUGUUUUGGCUUCGAUAGGAAAUAAGCUGAAGUCAAACUUUUAAGUUCCAAUUUUUCUUUUCAGCUUACGCUGUCUUCUAUGAUUCAAACAGACUCAAUACGCUGUUAGAAAAACUUCUGAAAAUUGUGCUGAUAACCUCCUCUUGACCGGGAGCCUAUACAAGAACGAACGCCGCCAAAAGACUGGCCAAAACAACGAUACUUUUGAGAAAUGUGUCAUUAACGAAAGAACAUGUAAAAAGGACGCUUUAUUUAUUCAUCUUUUGUAGCUUAUUAUGCCUGAUGGUGAUGGAGAGAUAAUCCGACGAUGGACUAAAGAGAUAGGCUAACAAGGAGGUAACUCGGUUCUUGUAAAGUCCUUUCUUUUAAUAUGUUUUGAGCUUUAUCAAGAAAAACAGGUCCAACUGAAAGAUUUUGUCGGGAUAGAACUUAAGUUCUAAUUUUUGCUUUUCAGCUUAAAAUUGUCAUCUUGACGAGCCAACUGCACAUGUUGACCCAGACACAGAGCAGACGAUUUGGAAUGUAGUGCGGGACAAACUGAAGGAGUCCACUGUCAUCACUAUAGCCCACCGUUUGAACACGAUAAAAGACUGUGAGAAGAUUUUGGUCUUGAAAGAUGGAAAAAUUAAAGGACUUGACAAAUUUGAGUCAGUAAAUAACAUUAAGUGAUAUGCCGCCAAGGUUGAAAUACUUCGAUUGUCACGCAAGUCUUGCAGAACAUUAGAUGUUAUACAGAUUAUAAUCUUCUCCAGAGCUCUAAUUUUACACAUUGGAAAAGAAUUACAUUUGAUGUUUUGCUCGGUUUUGACUCCUAUGCAUUUUUAAAAUUUCUCUGGCUGUCGUGUUUCGGGGUGUCACGCAACGUCCAUUUUUCCGUGAGUCUGAAGUCAAAUUAUGGCAAGAACAGAAAAACCUGCAGACUAGGCGCAGGCGAGUGUGUCACUGAUGUUCCUACUGCUCUAUGACGUCCUCUGUGAUCUAUUAAUGAACAGGCCCACCAUAGCGCAGAUUACAUUUGUUUUAUGUGAUAAACAAAGCAAACUUUUUCUCAUGUGGACGUCACUUAUCCGUCUUUCCCCCAGCUGAUCAUAAGGAAAAAAACUAAUGCAGAUGCCUUAGGACCAAUUUACGCGCGCCGCUCACCACCCAACGCAAUGCACUCAAAAAACAAGACAGCAGUUUAUUCAGAAAUGGGAAACCGUUCAGCAGCCUAGCUAUGUCCAGAUUUAGGGCCGUAUAUCAGAGUAACAGGUUGUCAUGUCAACAAUCACUUUGGGUGUAAAUUUAGAUCUCCUCGGAUGAGCAUAUAAACAUCAAUUCACGUUAGGUAUAAAUUAAGGUCUUCUUGGACAAUCGGAUAGAAUGAGAGUAGAUGCAGGUCUACGAGAUAGCGGCACAGAUUAGUUAAAUUCCAUGUAAGAUAAAUAACUCAUUACAGUCUCUCCUAAACAUAUUACCUCAAAGAUGAACAAUCACUUAUGCGUGACAUAGCAUUAUCUGCUUUCGCGCGGACUUGAGACGCGUCCAAACUAACUUUUCUCAGAGAACUUUUCUACAAUGUAACAGUAGUAGUAACCAUAGGUUAAAUAGUUGGAAACCAUAGGCUUUGAAGGUGUGGGAAAUGAGUGGAAACCUAUUAUUUACAUCUGAAAGCCGCGAGCAAAUAAACUAUAUUUUUAGUUCAAAUGUGUACUGCAUUAACCAUAAAGCGUAACGUGGCACUAUCUGCUUUCGCGUGUCGAAGUGCUCAGGAAAUGCAGAAACAAAUUUGACGGUUUAGUGUACGAAAUGCUUUUUAUAACAGCUUUAAAGCCAAAUCUCAACGUGCAAUCAGACUACAUUCGGGCGAAAGUAUUUUCAUAAUCUUCGCACUCUUUGAUGUUAAUUAUUUCACGUUAAUUAUUCGCGCCAAAAUCGCUUUAAAUGCUGUAAUUUGCAUGAUCUUAUAUAUUUGUGAGGGUUAGGGUAACCCUAAGUAAUUUAGAUCUUGAUAAAGGGGUCAUGAACACUCCGAAACGUCGGAGUUUAUGUUUCGUUUUUCGUCUUAAUACACACUUGAUUAAGACUAAGAAAAAUCUCUCAAUAAAAUUAAAUUAACGUUUAUCUCCCAGAAUCAUUGUUAAUAGUAUUUUGGGCCUGAAUAUUUCUUAGGUAAUGUAAAAGACAUGCAAUGUUAAAAAGAACGCGAUCAGUGACUGAAUCAACUCUUUCUCGCAGUUGCUGGUUUGGUUACAUACAGCUGAACUUAGUGAUCAAAUGAUAAACUGCUCGUAAUCGUAGCGUAGCGUGCGUAGCUCACUUAUAAAGAUUAUCUUCAUUAUCGAGCUGAUAAUAAGGACAGUGAGUAAACUGAACUGGCGGGAAAGAAAUUCAUUCGGAAAUUCAUUCAACCGCAAACAAUGUUUAAUAGUGCUGUCGGUUAUGUCAUAGCGAGCGGCAUUACAGAGAAGUGUCUUUACGCAAACGAGGUUAAAUGCGGAGCCUGUAAAGUUGGCUUACUCCUGGUAAGUUGAUCAUCAUCAAAAAUUUUGUCGAAGAACCCUCGCCAUAAUAAAAAUGAUAGUAGCAUGCAUUAAUCAAAGGGAUUAAUUAGCGCCCUGAAAGUUACGGGUCGUUAAGGUGCUUGGUUUCUGCGUUUGUGCAUUGGAUACACUUGACUCUCAAAGUGCAUCCCAGCACUAGGGAGUUUAUUGAUACCUAUGAUAAGACGAGGAAACCUUAGGAAAAGCGUAGGGUGAGUUGUAAUCGCUCCCAUGGAAAGCAGUGGUGUCUCAGAAUAAAGGGAAAACGUCGAGAGGCUUCUGUCACUUUUGAGAAACGUUUUUGUUUUAAAUUACUCUUAUGCGAGGUUGAGUCCUGAAUUAGCCCAAGUCAAGCUAAGGGCGAUUGAAAUUAAGGUCCAGUUUACUAUACUCUUAGGAAAUUAUGGAAAGGACUUCAGAAUCAUAAAGAAUGAUUUGUCAAACUUAUUUAGAGCGAAAGAAUCUAUGGCGCGGGAUUAUUCAGAGAACAACUGAACUCGAAAGUUCGAAUUAUGAACCAUUAAUUAAAGUCGCGUUACGGUCCAUUCUUCAAUGGACAAAAUUUCCAGACAACAUUUCCAAAUUAUUUGUAAUCAUAAAAAACGCAACGAAUAUUUUCCGCUCACACUGUAACAGUCGUCAACGGCAGCAGAGAAAUUUGAAUGGACCUUAAUCAUGUGCAUAACAAGAUCUUAGUUAAACCGUCAAAAAAUUGAAAGAGCAUUGAUGUUAUUGUUUUCACUAGCUCGGAUGAUUUGUCCACUAAAAAACCAAGUUAAUUUUUGGAGUCGCUUGAAAUUUCCAGACAAAUAUCUGAUAAGUUUUAGAGGUUUUAAGGAGCCAUUUAGUGGUACUUUGGAGAAAAUUUCUGACCGCCGGGCAUUUAGGAUUUUCGAGACCGUGACCUGCAGUCUGAUCAGAAGGGUCGACAACCGAGCGAUAUUAUAGUUUACACAAGCUCGAAGAAUUAGUCCACUGAAGGACCAAAUUAAUUUUUGGAAUUAUUAAGAGGCUUAAAAUUUCUGAGCAAACAUCUGAUAUACCUAAGAAGUUUGAAAGAACCUUAAUUUCGGUUGAAAUUCUGUGAGAAAUUCUGACUGUCGGGCAUUAAGUUUUCUUGAGACCGUGUCCGGCUGCCGGGCAUUUAGUCAUAGCGUUUUCGAAGUGCUCCGUUUUCGACUUGUUUUCCGUCCUCAGUCUCAAAAUUUAUAUAGAAAAUGCCCUUCUAAAACUUUCCAAACAAGUGCCCUUUCAUUCAGCGUGGUGAAGAUAGGGCCCUUGGGAAAAUAAGGAGUCAAUGUGGUAAACACCAAUUUUGUGAUCCUAUUGUUUCAAAAUAUGACUGAUCUGUCUCACUAAACAUCGUCUAAUCGAUUUUUUUUCUAUAUUUAGAAAUCUGUCUAAACCUCCUCGCUCGUGCAGUAGGUGUGGCCUGUAAAUAGCAAGGAACGGCAAUAUUACCGGUAUUUUGGCGAAUUUCUGUCUAAUGAGGUAAAGUUGCAAGGUAAGCUACAGAGAGUUGCAGCUUCCUCAAAUUUUUAUCGCACAGCCACUUGCAAACUUAAUAGUUUUUACACGAAACUGUCAGUAAGAUUCCAUUCAUAUAGAUUGCUAUUACGCGGCCGAUAACAGCUCUGUAUCGACAUUUUGCGUCUUGUAUAUGUAAAAUUUUUCUAAAACUUUGAUUGAGUGGGCUAGAUCAUAGGAGAUGUUAUGCUAAAACGCAGAUUGUAGACUGCAGACCGUGCAAACCGCGCAGACCGUGCAGACCGCGCUUUGUCCGCUCGAGAAUUUCGAAUGUUACAGUUCGCGAGACACUGAGAAAUUCAUUCAUGACCUAUCACGCAAUAUUACGCGGUCAUUUUCUCGCUUAUGAAAUCUAUUUUACGUCUCGGUGGACGUUAAAUGACCGAUGAAACACAUUCCGUGCCUGUGGCUUCUCAGGUCAAAAAGUGAUUCGAACUCGUGGUCGAAGGUGAAGAAUUAGAAGACCAGGCGUCGACGCAGGAAACAGAGGAGUUUAAUGUUUGCACUUUAUAUUAACAAAAAGUCAAAAAUUCUGGUCCACUCCUCUCCUGGUUAUGUUGGCGUUGAUUAGUUAAAAUUAUUAAUUUAUUUUUGUGAUUAAUAAGUUUCUCAUGUAUGUGACAAGUUCUUGCUUAUAGGAGACUGGAAGGAAAGCGGAAUCGCGAAAAAUUGUUGAAACUCCAUUCGGAAUGAAAAUUUGGCUCUUUGCCGCUUCUUCAAAUAAUUACAAGAUAUUGUUCACCCGUUAUUUGGUCUCCAUGUAGAGGGAGCCUGGAACUCAACAGGCUCACCCAGGCGAGGGGAUCAAUUUUGGCCGGCCGCGCGCAAAUAUCCCGCGCAAAAUUUCAAACAAAAAUGAGGGAAGGAAGCGCUGUCACGCAAACUAUGCUAAGAAACUUAAACGUUCAUAAAGAGUAGGGGAAGGAAAACUCGACACUUUUCGAUCACAAAGCUUAUACAAUGCCGGGUCUCGUGAUUAUUUAACAUUUUGUUUUAGGCUAUAUCAUUUUAGGCUAUAUAAAAGUCAUGAGGUUCUACAAAACACCGUGACUUAUUGGAUUUUAUGAAAGUUUAUAACCCCUAGAAGGCAACCUGGUUUUGAAAUACUGGAACAAUAUGCGGAGACGUCUGACCAUUGCGUUGAACAUACUAAUAAUGGCUAAGUAUUUUGUAGGUCUCAAGUGAUGGCACCAAAAGGCGGUUACAGGAAAAUCUCUGGUGAUGAAGAUAAAAAAGUCAGUUUUGUAUCUUCUCUUUUUUUUCGUUGGAUGAACGGAGUCCUCAAGGAGGGCAGUCAAAGACCUUUGGAUCGAAAUGACUUUUUACCAUUGUCAGACGAGACCUCUGGCCGUUUUGUCACCGACAAGCUUCAGAAGAUCUGGGAGAGCGAGAAACAUCAUUGCAAGAUGAAUGGGAAACGGCCCAAACUUUGGAAAAGCGUGUUUGAUAUGCUUUCUGUCAAAGAUGUUAUCAUCAUUUUGACGGGGAAUGUAUUGUUUACAACUUCUCGCCUUCUCCUUCCUCUGUUUCUCGGGUAUCUUGUUUCUAAGCUUAUGUCAACUGAGGCAGAGAAUACUUAUUGGCUCUACGCCUGCGCGUUAGCUAUGUGUCUCAAUGGUUUGAUCGGUGGUCUUGGUAUGCACCAGCAAGACUACAGAUGUGAGAUAUUGGGGAUCAAAAUAGGAAGCGCCCUGAGGGGAAUGGUGUACCACAAGGUAGGCACGAUCCUAAAGAGUAUUCUAUGCAUUUUUCAAAGGCUCAACCGAUUUUUCUAAUUCUCUAAACACCCAAAUAAGCCGAACAAACUCGAACACAUUUAUUCAUGUGAUAAAGAAUGAUUUUUUCCAGAAAUCUGAUCGAUUACAAUCAGCUAUGCCAUAUGGAGACCCAGGAGUAAAGGGUUAUUAAACAUCAUGGCUGGCUUCUGCGAGAGCAAGCAAUCCUACUCACCAAUAAAAGCACCGAAGAAACAAACAGUUAAUUAACCAGCAGUUAAUGGGGAAGUAGGCUACAGAAAUCAUAACGUACAAGGCCGUGCUUUUCAGCGAGAUUCAAAAUGACGCCUGAGUUGUCGCUCUUUUUACACAUUUUAAGAUAAUUUGGUAAAGGUUUGGAUACUCUCGUCUCCAAACGCAACCACGGAUAUCUUUAUGCCGGUGAUUAAUUAAAAUCAUAUGGUUUAUGGAACAAAAUCUCUCCUUUAAUGUCUAAUCUGUACUCUCUUUCAGACGCUUCUACUCAGCAAGCAGACGUUACUGAAAUUUACUGCAGGACGCUUAUUCGACCUGAUAUCCAAUGACGUUAAAAGAAUGGAAGAAGAGACAGUUAAGUUUUUUGUCUUAGCCGUUUUGGCAGUCCCUGCUUGUGCAGGGGCAAUAUUCCUUAUCUACAAUUUGAUUGGUUGGCAGGCUGUUACGGGUGUGUUCCUCCUGUGUAUUCUCAUGCCAUACUUUGCCAUCUUGUCCUAUGCUAACGCUAAACUGCGUUUGCGCACAGCUGUAGUAUCUGAUCAGCGAAUCUCCUUAAUGAAUCAAGUAGUUUCCGGGAUCCGGGCGGUCAAAACACAUGCGUGGGAGGACGAAUAUGGAGGAAGGAUAAAACAUGUAAGAAGGUAAGGUAAACUGUUAGUUUUUAACAAAAGUAGGCUAAAACAACUAUCUUUAUUCAUUCCCUUAAUUGUUGACCCAAAUUAUUCAAAAUCCACAAAUAUGUUUUGUCUGAAUUGAGAGCUUUAUUAGCUAAGUAGUUUAAACCAGCCAAAAAAACAAAAAAGCUUUGGACCGCGGUAUGAGCCAAUCAGAAUUCCUCUUUUCAAAAAGAGUAAGUGUCUCAUAUAACCCAUAUCAUAGCCGCAGGACUGGCCGGUCAGUUAAAAAAUAUCAGCAUAUACUGAGUAGAUAGUGUUGAAAGUGCACUCUGAUAUAUAAUUGGCUACUCAAACUCCGAAUAGCCUUUUCAAUUCACCUUCGAGCUACUCGCGUGGGAUUUGCGCCCGAAAAUAUUGUAAUCGUUUUUACCCUUAGUGUCGAUGAAAGGGGGUUGGAUAUCACCUCCACUUCGGAGAAUAAUCGUUCAUUAUUAUAGGUAGAACAUGUCAAUGAAUCAAACUUGACUUCAUUUGGUAUUAUUUUUCAUACGCUGUCGUAAGGUCGCAAGAGACGCACUUUCACAAAGAACGACGAGGAAGGGUGCGGUUGCCGCCCGCUUACCUCGUUAAUAUUUCAAAUUAGAUAUGAUAACAUUCAAUGCCCACGUAACCUAUGAUAACCUUUUAUCUUCAGAAAUGAAAUUAGCGUCAUUUCCAAGAGGACAGCCAUCCAGUCAAGUAUCGAUGCCUUGUUAUACAGUGCAACACCACUGGCCACUCUGGUAUCAGUAGUUACUAUGCUGCUUACAGGCCAGACCCUCACGCCCGCGAAUGUUUUCAUGCUGCUGUCAUUUAUGGGUGUUUUAAAAUUUAUUGGCAUGUUGGUUAUGACGUCUGGUCUAAUGGUAACGUAUGACGCCUACGUUUCCCUCGGAAGAAUCGAAGAAUUCCUUCUUUUGGAAAAUCUUUUGGAAGCCUCAGAGAGUGGUAAAAGCAACGAGCCACAACAAAAAGCGAAAAGGACCUCAGGAAGCCAAAGUCGCAUUUACUUGAAAAAAGAAGCAGAAAAUAUGGAGAAAAGUUCCCUGUCUCGUGAAGCAACAGAAUUAAGGCCUUCUAAUCUAUGUGUAACAAAUUUCAGCUACGCAAAAACGCAUCGUGAAGACGAAUUUAUUCUUGAGGGUGUCAACUUCUUUGCACCUUCAAAUAGUUUAACAGUCAUCACUGGCCCGGUUGGAAGUGGUAAGUCUACUCUGCUCUCAGCGAUCGCUGGUGAAAUUUCGAACGCCAGUGGGACGAUUGAUUAUCAAGGUUCUGUCAUUUACUUGCCUCAGACUGCUUGGGUGUUCUCGGGAACGAUAAAAGAAAACAUUCUUUUUGGCCAGCCCUUCGAGGAGUCCAAGUACGAAAGAAUAAUCGACGUCUGCGCUCUGAAAGAAGACUUUGAGCGGCUACCUGAUGGUGAUCAAACAGUUGUUGGAGAACGCGGCGAGGUUCUGAGUGGAGGACAACAGGCGAGAGUAAGUUUAGCUCGUGCAGUUUAUGCUGAAGGAGAUAUUUAUCUAUUGGAUGAUCCACUGAGUGCUGUUGAUGUUAAAGUUGGCCAACACAUCUUUAACAAGUGCAUAAAAGAUCUAUUAGGCGAUAAAAUCGUUCUGUUCGCCUCGCAUCAGCAACAGCACAUGGAAAAUGCUGAUGAAGUGAUUGUGUUGUACAAAGGGCGUAUCCUCGACAAGGGACGCUUUACUGAGCUGCACGAAAAAGGUGUUAUCAAUUCAACUGUUGACCCACUCUAUGAAGCAGCUCUGAAGGACAAAACAGAGUCAUCUUGGCCGUUCGGCUGGGAAGAUAAGGAGCAACACGAUGAUGCUGAAAAGUGCAAGAAAAUACAUCCUCUGCCUAAUGAAGCGAGGAGUUUGGAGAUAGUAAAGGAGGAUCGUACAGUCGGAGUUGUGACAUCCAGGCUUUAUUGGGACUAUUUCAGAAGUGGAGCACAUCCUUUGAUGAUAACUGGAAUGGUUGGUUUAAGUCUCAUUACACAAGGUAAACUUAUUGUUAGGCUGAGUUAGAAACCUUGAGUCAGGCCCUAACAGGGAAUACAGCAACCAUUUUUCUAUAUUUCUUUUAUUCUAUUUCGUGCAAAUCAUUUGACAAUGGCUAUGCUUUUAACUAACAAUACACGUUGUUUUUAGAUUAGAUGGUAGAGUUAAGAGACACUGCACAAAUUUCUGACCUUGUUCCCGAUAUCUCAUUUGCUCCUACAAGCACGAGGCAAGUGCGAGUCGAACGUGAAUAGCGAGUCACGUCCUUGCGUUUGCAUUGCACUUGCCUCCACUCGCUUGAAAAAGGUAAAAACUGAAAACUAAUCGCUCUACAAACUAACUUUCUGAGACCGAAUGUAGUUUUCUAACAAUAUUUAGGUGAAACAUGGUUGACUGCUUUAUUUAUUCUGUGACGUUGUGGUGCUUGCAUAAACAUCCCCAAGGUAUUAACGGUAGUAGCUAAUCAAGGCUAGUUGUGUCUAGGCCCAAUAAAUCUUACAAUGUACAACCGAGUGAUCAUAUAGAAAUACAUUUCAACCACUACAUAUUAAUGUUGUUUCUUUCAGCCAUUAUAGUUGCUCCAGACUUGUGGCUUUCGUUUCUUGCAAGGCUAAACCAAGAGGAUCAGAAGAACAAGACUUAUCUAUCUGUCUUCGCCUGUCUGGUUGGCGCGUGUUUUAUAUUUACUAUCGUUCGGGCUUAUGGAUUCUUCCAUGUUUGUCUAAAGUGCGCCGAGCGCCUUCACGAUAAAAUGCUUGUCGCCAUUUUACAAGCACCUGUCCUGUUCUUUGAUUCAAAUCCAGUGGGAAGAAUCCUAAAUCGCUUCUCCAAUGAUAUUGGCUGCGUAGAUGAGUUGUUACCUAAAACAUUCCUGGCGGCAAUGCAGAUGCUCUUGGUGAUAUUUGCCCAAAUUCUGGUAACAGUCGCCACAAAUGUUUGGCUGGUGUUUCUUGUUGUUCCAAUUUCCGUGCUGGUCGUUUUUCUAUCCAAUUAUUACUUGAAGACUGCCAGAGAACUAAAGAGGUUAGAGUCGAUAUCCCGAAGCCCAGUGUUUGCUCAUUUUUCGGAGACCCUGAGAGGACUGGACACGAUUCGUACGAGAGGAAGACAGAGAGAUUUUGUGGAUGCACUGUACAGGUAUGUUAGAGACAUUGAUUCAGGGUGUGGUGCCAGAGCCAAUAAAUGCACGGGGCACAAAUGACUCAUUAUUCCUCAUUUUCAGUGAGCUGUUUAUUUUUAUUUACCGGCAAUACACGCAAUUGCAUCACGCUUUCUUUUGUAAUCCUAUCUGGUAUGUGCUAAGACACUGGUCAGCGGGCAGUGGACCUUUCCGUACAAGGCACGGUUGCGAAACGAAGUUAUCCAGUGGUGAGACUACAGUACUUGCUCUGUGGGGUUUUCGUUCUUCUGAUGGGAUUUCAACAGACUCAUAAUAGGAACGGUCAAUCAACAAGAUCGCGUAAUGCAGAAAUUUCACGAUUAGUCAAAAGUGUAGCAAAUGUAUCGAACGUGAUUGGUUAUCACCAGCCCGAUUAGAGAACUAAUAGGACAGUGUAAGUGUCAUGACGAGUCAUGCCAGCGUGUAAGUGUAUGCGCGCGCUGUUGUCGGGAAUUUCGCGGUUUUUUUCAUGAAAACGUAUAACUGUUGUCUAGUUUCUUUCUUUACUUUGUCAUAGUUUUGAUUAAUUGGUAAGAGAACGUCAUGUCGUCCAAUUUUGUCUUUAAUAAUACUCGUAAUUAAAAAUAUCAGACUCCCGCUUCGCAGUCGUCCUUUGUUAAUCUUUCGUAUAUUCACUGACCGAAUUGGACUCCAUUAUGAAUUUCUCCUUCUGAUAAAUGUUAUACUUAGUAUAAGAGAUAUAGUUGUGAUAGUGAACAAUUAAGAAUUGGUUUUUUUUGAGAAUUUACCAUUUUUAAUGGAAGAGUAUCCAUAUCGUUAAAAAAUUUGGCUUUAGCGGUUCUCACUUCAUCUCGACGAAUGGAGCAUACCUAAGAAUAAGAUGUGGUUACGGAAAAGAUCUUUCGGAUACUUAGCAAGAGGCUUACGGAUGUUGAUUGGAGAGUAACAUCUUUUUGAGAGGGUGGGGUGUCGGGCAAAAUUUUUUGAAGGACUCCAUUACAUUGUCAGACCAAAGGAGACACUGGUCUCACUUCAGUUUGCAGAUCCGACGUAAUCUCUUUGAGUUUUUUUUCGGAGUGAUUGUCGUAAAAAAAAUGCAAUUUAAUAACAACAAGCUAAUCAGAACCAAAGAAAAGAUCACAAGUAGUGACAGAGGACUUAACUUAAAAACGAGGAAACGGCAUUGAACGUUGACAAACGCGUUCGACUAAUAGGUGGUUGGUUUUGCGCAAUUUUGCUGGACCAAUCACUUAGCAAAGUAAUACAAAGCUCAUACAAUCCGGUUUAUUGUCAACAGUCCACUAAAAAAUCACUCUAUUAUUAAAACUUAUUAUGAUUAAAACUCGUCCCCUCAGAUAUCAAGAUGUUCAUAAUCAGGCGUACAUUAUGGUGAUGGCCAGCGGGAGGUGGCUCGGUGCACGUUUGGAUUGUCUCGCUUCCUUGUUAGUCGGUGCAGUUGCUCUGGCUGCAAUCUUGGUAUCUCAAGAUGCUGGUAAGCUCAAGAUUCUUAGUAAGGAACAUUUUUUAAUCUUUCUAUGUAAAGAAAGAAUUUAUAUAGUCGUGUAUUAACACAGCAUGAAUAACUGAAUAAUUUUAUGAAAUAGGUGUAACUAUACGUGCUCUGUCAUCAACGGGUGGUUUCUAAACACAACAGAAAAGUUAGAGUCACUCGGCUGGCUUAAUUGCUAAGCAAAGUUUGAAAUGUCUUGUAUGAUUUAAAAGGGAAACUCGUGUUGAUAACUCCUCUGCACCUACUAACCUUGGAGUCAAAACAACGACGCUGAGAAAGAUGUAAAAAAGACGCGUUAUUUAUUCCCUCCUUUUAAGUGACUGCCUGGACCAAGCUAGGUAACGUAGCCUUGUAAAGUUUUUCCUUUCGUCAUAUGUUUUGAGCUAUCGAGAGAAAACAAGUCCGGAAUUUAUAGAUUAAAGUUCAAUUUUUCUUUUCAGCUUACGCUGGUCUCGCUCUUGUUUACGUCAUCCAAACUCUGAGCUCGACUCAAUACGCUGUUAGAAAAACCUCUGAAGUGGAAAACUACAUGACGUCAGUUGAACGAGUUAUGACCUACACCCAACUCGAUCAGGAGCCUGGAUACGGGGAAGAACGAGCACCACCAAAAGACUGGCCUCGGAGAGGAAGUAUUGUGUUGAGAGAUGUAUCAUUGACAUACUAUCCAGGGGGACCUCAAGUGCUGAAGAACAUCAAUCUUAACAUCAAAGGAGGAGCAAAGAUCGGAGUUGCCGGCCGUACGGGAGCCGGGAAGUCAUCUUUUGUAGCAGCUCUCAUGCGCAUGCCUGAUGCUGAUGGAAAGAUAAUCAUCGACGAUAUUCCAAUUAAAGAGAUAGGCCUCCAACAAGCCCGACGAGGUAUCUCGGUUCUUGGCCAAAGUCCUGUUCUUUUUAGCGGAUCUUUGAGGAAAAAUCUCGAUAUUUUAGACAAGUUUGAAGACGCUGAAUUAUGGCAGGCUUUAGAGGAUGUGCAACUGAAAGAUUUUGUCGAGAGGCUCGAGGCCAAGCUGGAUCACGAACUUCUGGAACAUGGCGCUAAUGUGAGUGUCGGAGAGCGGCAGUUAAUUUGCUUAGCUCGUGUGCUGCUACAGCGAAGUAAAAUCGUCAUCUUGGACGAGCCAACUGCGCAUGUUGACCCAAACACAGAGCAGACGAUUUGGAAUGUAGUGCGGGACAAACUGAAGGAGUACACUGUGAUCACUAUAGCUCACCGUUUGAACACGAUAAAAGACUGCGAGAAGAUUCUGGUCUUGAAAGAUGGAGAAGUUAAAGGAUUUGACAGUUGUGACUCAAUAAUGAACAUUAAGUGAGAUGCGGUCUAUUAUAUUGUGCGGUUUAUAAUCUUCUCCAGAGCUGGCAUUUGAUGUUGUUGUUCGGUUCUGGCUCCUUUAUACUCCUAUGCAUCCUUAAAAUCUCUCUCGCUGUCAUGCUUUGUCAGGCAAUGUCCAAUUUGCCGUGGGUCUGUUCUAUGAUAUAUAGAUUUAGCCAACCUAAAAGCGGAGCUCGCAUCUUUUUUCCUGCACGUCUCAAGGGCACAACACCUUGCCCCGGCCAGGACUAGAAACCGGGUCGUCCGACUCGGAGCCCAGUGUACUGACCACUGGACUACUGAACAAAGCCGUGGUGUUGGCGUGCCCGCGGUACAGAUGACCACGCAUGUUGAAAGUAGCACCUUGUACGGUUGUACGGUCGUACGGUCGUACAUCCAAAUUUUUUCGGCUUGAUGGGUUACUACUAUUUUGUAUAAUUAUGGGGCUACACUUUGCGAGCUCCGCUAUUAAAUCACAGACGAAGUCAUAAUGUGGUAAGAACAGCAAAACCAGUACACUAGGCGCAGGCGAGUGUGUCACUGAAGUUCCAACUGCUCUAUGACCUCCUCUGUGAUCUAUUAAGGAACAGACCCACCGUAACAUAGAUAACAUUUGUUUUAUGUAAUAAACAAAGCGAAUUUUUUUUCAUGUGGACGUCACUUAUCCGUCUGUCCCCCAACUGAUCAUAAGUAAAAGACCAAUGGAGAUGCCCUGGGAACGACUUACGAGCGCCACUUACCACCCAACGCAAUGCGCACAAGAAACAAGAUAACAGUUUAUUCAGAAAUAGGAAACUGUUCAGCAGUCUAGCUAUGUCCAGAUUUAGGGUCCGAUAUCAGAGAGUAACAGGUUGUCAUGUCAACAUUCGCUUUGGGUAUAAAUUUAGAUCUCCUCGGAUGAGCAUGUCAGCAUUCACGUUGGGUAAAAAUUAAGAUCUCCAGCUUGAUCAUCCUGUUACGCGUGGAAACAUCAAAUGUUACUCACAUAUUCAAAUAAUUACCUGAAUCAAAAGUUAUAUAUUUUUGAAUAACCUGCUUCCUUGAAUUGUGCUCCAGAAAUAAUAAAUGGUAUGAGAAAUGAAACUUUGUCUUGAAUGUUAAUUGCAACGGCAAUCAAAACACCUGCGAAGCCAUAACAACAAUUACCUUUCCAUGUAAACAAACCAUAAUGAAGCAUGACAAGAAUAAAUUAAUCUCACCCAGUUUGAAUGUAGGAUCCAAAAUCUAAUUACCGAAGCUUAGUGACCAGGCAUUAGAUCGGACGCGAACAUCGGACACCUUUUUCAAAUGUUCCCGCAGAUAAGCCGCGCCCUCAAUUUCUAGCGAUGAUUUUUGAAAAAAAGGUGCAGCUUAUCUGCGGAUUUUUUGGUAACUUACUGGUGAAUAGGAAAAAGCUUAAAGCAUUUUCACUGCUUCUGUCGUUCUAAAUAUUACAUGUCAGUCACGCCACCAAUUUCCCCUUUAACCCCUAAGAGUGACUAGCAUCUAAUUUCUCCCUAUAAGAUCACCUCUGAAUCAUCCGACUGCCAGGCCUCCUACAUUGGUGAGACUGGUAGAAACCUUAACACGCGACUAACUGAACACAAACGAGCAACUAGAAAUGGCGAUGUAAACAAUCACAUUUCUGAACAUCACCGACAAACUAAUCACAGAAUCGACUGGGACUCUGCUAAAUGCUUAACGUACAGUACAAACUAUUUUCAACGACUGACUCUGGAAAGCUGGUUCACUAACUUAGAACAGACGCCUCUCAACAGAUGUCAACAAUUACCAGCACCUUACAAACGACUCAUUAACGACGUGAACGAACCGACAAACAGACCGACAAACAACAGACGGAUCGAAACCGACCAAUGACUGUUAACAAACUCUACACGAGUCUUCCAGCCAAUCACAUCACGGCUAAACAGACCAAUCACGUUCAACAGACCAGACUUUAUAACAUCAUCGACUGACAACUACUCCUCACUUGACUCUGAAGAUGACUAUCGCACAGAUAGUCGAAACGUCAGUCACCAACAACAGUUCUUUUCAGAACUACACUCACCCGGACGAUCACACUACACGAACUACUGAUUACAUUCUAUUUGAUAAAAAAACAUGAAGGGCAAUAGAGGAAAUUAGCUGACACAAUUCAAGUUUUCCUUCGCAAGUAUUUUGUGAUGUUUUUAUCUAUGAUAUGGAUAAGUUUACAGUUUCCCUCAUUUCACUGUCUUCUUUUCUUCUUUUCCUUUUCUUUUCUUUUUUUCACCUUUCUUCAGUAGGGCUCUCUCGGCAUCGCUAAGGGACCUGGAAGAUAAAUUAAUAACCCAGUUAGUUUUGUCAACAUACGGUGUAUCAACCGGUGACACAGCCGCCUGUAUCCACGUGUAGCCAGGCUACGUGGACGAUACCUUUACCAUCCUGGAUCGCGGAAAAGUGGAUGACUUCUUACAGCAUCUAAACAACCAGCAGCCUUCCAUCCGCUUCACCAUGGAAACAGAGAAUGACAAAAAAACUCGCCUUCCAUCUGUCAUCUGUUCUGGUUUCUACUGAUUAUCCUCUUUUUCUUUCUUGCAGAAACUUAUCGAGAUCGGAAAUCAAACAACAGUGCCGAACCCGCCAACGAGUUCAAAGCUACUGCGGUUUUACCCUAUGUCAAAGGUCUGUCCGAACAGCUUCGCCGUUGCCUAUCCCUGUGAAUGCGGCAAGGUGUACAGCGGAGAGACUGGAAGACCCAUGCAAGACAAAAUUAAGGAGCACGAUCGAGACAACCGACUCGCCCGUACCGAGACCGCCGCCGUUUCAGAGCAUGCCCUCAACACCGGAUACAAGCCACUCUGGAACGAAAUAAAGUUCAUCGAUCGUGACCCUUAUUACUACAUGCGCAGGGUCAAAGAGGCAAUUCAUGUAAGACUUCACCCUGACAACAUCAACAGGGAUAGUGGAAUCGAAAUUCCAGAAGCGUGGAUGCCCACGAUCAAAAGACAACAUGAGAGCCGUGGGACAGCGGACCGCCGAGGGAGUAAAUCACUGAGUGAAACAGGAAGGUUCGAAAUGCACCAAUCAGAGCAGUUGAAAAAACAACUAAUCACAGCAGAGCAUCAUGCUUUAUAAGAUCACACGAAGAUUGGGAAAAACAAGGUUUGAAUUUUUCUGGGCCUUAGCGUAAGAGAAAACCUAGAUAAGACACGACUUACCUCCUCUCCUUUCUCGGAUCCUUCGUGGUUCGCUUCUCUUUGUCGAUGACCCCUUUUCAUUCUGUUUUCUGGAAACCCUUUCUCCACGAACUUGAAUUAUAACAAUUUCCUGCGGUUGAAAAAGCUUUAGUUCCGCCGGUGUGUUGCUUUGCGAGCUAAUUAAAAGUUGCAAAGUACUGAGAAUUACUGUUCAAAUAUAACCUCAGCUAUUUUGAUCUCCCGCUCAAAACGCAUGUUGCUAAUUAUUUGCUUCACAUUUAUUAGCCCACGUGAACCUCUCGUGUAAUGCUUAACAGUGUGCACGCCGCACGCUGCGCUUAGUAUCGGCACUGGAGUAUGAGCACUUCAUUGGGAUCUACCGUUGUCUCCAGGCACUAGCAGGGUAUCCUAUUAACACACACAAUCGCGCCUGCGCAUUACUUUCUCCUUCUCCCUUCCAUUACGUACGUAAUGGCUAAGAUAGUGCCCGUAAUGCAGUUAGCCGCGCAUGCUAAAAGUAGCGCCUUGUAUAGAGGCCUGUACGGUGUCAACUCCAAUUUUUUUCGGCCAUGGGUUACUUCUAUUUUGUAUAUCUAUGGGGUUACGCUGCGCGCGCUGUGACCUCCGCUACUACAGUAUCUUCCAGACAUUUACCUCAAAGAGGAGUUCAAAGCCUCCAGAAGCCCCCCUUACCCUACCACACCCCUUCACCUCUUACGCACAACAAGCUUUGUGUCACACAUUUAGUUGUCCUGACAACUGAGCACGAGCACGUUGAAUCGGAAGCUUAUUCUGUAAGAGUUUGAUACACAUUAUUUUCCUAACGGAGUUUUCUGUAGCAUCGUUCCUCUUCAUUUCCUCAAACCAAUGUCGCCGCAAUGGCCGGCAAGCGAACUUUUAUGUAAGAGGCGAGGUUGAAGAGCAAAGCUUUACGUAUCCUCAUCAACGGUAAGCCAUGUUUUUACUAAUUGGCCGUCUAAAAGAGAUUCUAAAGUAACAUUUUGAGUUUUAGCCCUUCGUCAGAGCGAAGAAAAUCACUUAUGAAUGUCAAUCAAAUUAAGAAUCAUUAACGUAUAGUGCAGUUCCCACACUCUAGCAAACCACGAAUUAAUUUACAGUGAUCAUUUUGUGGACGACAGCGCCUUCACCUUCAGAAUAGUACUUUUAAAUCUACGUUUAUCUCCCAGAGUCAAUUUAAGAAGAAGUUUUGGGCGAGUUUUCGUAAACAAAGUGGUCUAUUGUGACAAAUCAUGGCGUUUUUGUCGUUUUCAAGCGGUAAACCUGUUUCGAGCGGUAAACCCGCUAUUCCCCGUGGAUAACCACCAAAUAAUGGUUCUAAUCGGUAUCUUAAAUUGCGAAUUUACUGCACCAAGGUUUUACGGAUGUAGAAAGGCUGCAUUUUGAUGCCUGUUUCGUGAACAGAUAACAUGAUAAGUUUAUUAUCAUCGACAUUUGGUUGAGGAGCCCUUGUCAUCAUGAAAAUUAUCGUCGCAUGCAUUUGUCAAAGGGAUGAAUUAGCGCUGAAAGUUACGGGUCUUCAAGGUUCUUGCUUUCUGUGCUUAUAAAUUGAAUACACUUCACUCUCAAAGUGCAUCCCAGCAAAAAGGAGUACAAUGAUAUCUACGGUAUGACAGGGAAACCUUAGGAAAAGGGAAGGAUGAGUUAUAAUCGCUCCCACGGAAAGCAGUGAUAAGUCUAGAGGCUGAUGUCACUUUUGAGGAACGUUUUUGUUUUAAAUUAUUUUUAUGCGGGGGAGUCCAGAAUCAGUGCAAGUCAAGUUCAGUGCGAUUGAAAUUAAGGUCCAGUUUACUAUACUGCUAGAAAACUUUGAGAAGAACUUCAGACUUUUAAUGAAUGAUUUGUCAAACUUAUUAGAACGAAAGAAUCUAUGGCGCGGGACUAUUCAGAUAACAACUGAAGUCGAAAAUUUCGAUAUGAACCAUUAAUUAAAGUCAUAUUGCGGUCCAUUCUUCAUUGGAAAAAAUUUCCAAACAACAUUUCCAAAUUAUUUCUAGCCAAAAAAAAGGAACGAAUGUUUUCCGCUCACACUAAACCGCCAAAAAAUUGAAAGAGCAUUGAUGUUAGCUUUUUCACUAGCUCGGAGAAUUUGUCUACUAAAAAACCAAGUUAAUUCUUAUAAUCGCAUGACAUUUCUAAAAAAACACUCUGAUUCUCUUUAGAGGUUUCAAGGAACCAUUUAGUGGCACUGUGGAGAAAAUUUCUGAAUGCCGGGCAUUUAGCCUUUACGUGAUCGUGCCUGGCAAUCUGAUUAGAAGCGUCGACAACCGAACAAUAUUACAAGUUCGAAGAAUUUGUCCACUAAAAGAGCAAGAUAAUUUUUGGAAUCGCUUAACAAUUCUGAGAAAACAUCUGAUAUUCCUACGAAGUUUGAAAGAACCUUAAUUUCGGUGGAAAUUCUGUGAAAAAUUCUGACUGCCGGGCAUUUCGUCGUCUUGAGAGGUCGUUAUUAAAACAUGGAAUGACCUCAGUAUAUCCAUCUAAAACCACCUACAUCCACCUAAAACCACUAAAACCACCUAAAACCACGUUCAGAAUACUAUUUUUAUCUUUUUGAGGCAUUUUUGUGACAAUUUUGUUGACAAAUACGCACGGGAGAUGUUGUCUUGUUUUGCAGGUUCCCAUGACAGCUCGCAUGAAAGUAUUGGAAAAACACAAAGAGGGAAAAACACAAAGAAAAUUGUUUACACAGAAACAGCAGCAAGGGCCUUAGGGCUUUUCGAGUAAUAUAUAGACUACGUUUUCGAGGUCUGCUUUUCCUCAACGUCUGAUAGAGGUCAACGGGACAACUUGUAGGUAGUGGGACAUUUGAUGAGGUUGCGUAAUAUAACAUCAGCUGUGAUGUGUUUCAUUGAUACGGACGCUCUUACGGUGUCAAGUCCAAACAUUUUUCGGCUUGAUGGGUUACUACUAUUUUGUAUAACUAUGGGGCUACCCUUCGCGCGCUGCGAGCUCCGCUAUCACAGUCUCUCCCCAACAUUUUACAUCAAAGAGAAGUUCAAAGGCUCCAGGAGCCCCCCCCCCUUACCCUACCACACCCUUACACCCCUUACGAACAGCGAGCUUAGUGUCACACACUACGUUGUCCUGACGACUGAGCAAGAGCAUGUUGAAUCGGAAGCUUAUUCUUUAAGAGUUUGAUACACAUUAUUUGCCAAACGGAGUUUUCUGUAGUAUCGUUCCUCUUCAUUUCCUCAAACCAAUGUCUUCGCAAUGGCCGGCAAGCGAACCUUUAUGUAAGAGGCAAGGUUGAAGAGCAAAGCUUUACGUAACCUCAUCAACGGUAAGCCAUGUUUUUACUAAUUGGCCGUCUAAAAGAGAUUCUAAAGUAACAUUUUGAGUUUUAGCCCUCCGUCAGAGCGAAGAAAAUCACUUAUAAAUGUCAAUCAAAUUCAGAAUAAUUAACGUAUAGUACAGUUCACAACACUCUAGCAAAACCACGAAUUAAUUUACAGUGAUCAUUUCACCAUUAAUUCGUGUCAUUUUGUGGACGACAGCGCCUUCACCUUCAGAAUACUACUUUUAAAUCUACGUUUAUCUCCCAGAGUCAAUUUUACUAGAAGUUUUGGGCGCGCUUUUGUAAACAAAGUGGUCUAUUAUGACAAAACAUGGCGUUUUUUUGUCGUUUUCCAACGGUCAACCUAUUUUAAGCAGUAAACCCGUCAUUCCCCGUGGGCUAAUCCACGUUUAUCUCCCAGACUCAAUCUUAAUAGAAUGUUUGGGCGAGUUCUUCUUAACAAAGUGGUCUAUUAUGACAAAACAUGGCGUUUUUUUGUCGUUUUCCAACAGUAAACUCGUUAUUCCCCGUAGGUAACCACUAAAUACCGGUUCGACUCGGUAUCUUAAAUUGCGAAUUUAAUGCGUCAAGAUUUUACGGAUGUAGACAAGCUGCAUUUUGAUGCCUGUUUCGUGAAAAGAUAACUUGAUAAGUUUAUCAUCAUCAACAUUUGGUUUAGUGAAGAGCCCUCGUCAUGAUGAAAAUUAUAGUCGCACGCAUUUGUCAAAGGGAUGAAUUAGUGCUACGGGUCUUCAAGGUGCUUGGUUUCUGUGUUUAUAAAUUGAAUACACUUCAAUCUCAAAGUGCAUCCCAGCAAAAGGGAGUACAAUGAUAUUUACGGUAUGACACGGAAACCUUAGGAGAAGGGAAGGGUGAGUUAUAAUCGCUCCCACGGAAAGCAGUGAUAAAUCUAGAGGCUGAUGUCACUUUUGAGGAACGUUUUUGUUUUAAAUUAUUUUUCUGCGGGGGAGUCCAGAAUCAGUGUAGGUCAAGUUUAGUGCGAUUGAAAUUAAGGUCCAGUUUACUAUUCUGCUAGAAAACUAUGAGGAGGACUUUAGACUUUCAAUGAAUGAUUCAACAAACUUAUUUGCAGUCCAUUCUUCAUUUUCAGACAAUAUUUCCAAAUUAUUUCUAUCCGAAAAAAAAAAGGAACGAACGUUUUCCGCUCACGCUGCAACGGUCGUCAACGGCGGCAGAUAGUUCGAAUGGACCUUGAUCAUGUAAUUACCAAGAGCUUAAUUAAACCGCCAAAAAAAUUGAAAGAGCAUUGAUGUUAGCUUUUUCACUAGCUCGGAGAAUUUGUCUACUAAAAAACCAAGUUAAUUUUUAGAAUCGCUUGACAUUUCUAAACAAACACUCUGAUUCUCUUUAGAGGUUUCAAGGAACCAUUCAGUGGCACUUUGGAGAAAAUUUCUGACUUUCGGGCAUUUAGCCUUUACGUGACCGUGCCUGGCAGUCUGAUCAGAAGCGUCGACAACCCAACAAUAUUACAAGUUCGAAGAAUUUGUCAACUAAAAGAGCAAGAUAAUUUUUGGAAUCGCUUAACAAUUCUAAGCAAUCAUCUGAUAUUCCUACGAAGUUUGAAAGAACCUUAAUUUCGGUGGAAAUUCUGUGAAAAAUUCUGACUGACGAGUAUUUCGUCGUCUUGAGGGGUCGUUAUUAAAACAUGGAAUGACCUAGAUCCAUCUAAAACCACCUACAACCACUUAACACCACCUGAAACCACUUACGACCACGUUCAGAAUACUAUUUUUAUCCUUUUGAGGCAUUUUUGUGACAAUUUUGUUGACAAAUGUAAAUACACACGGGAAAUGCUGUAUUGUUUUGCGGGUUCUCAUCAGUAGCGAAAACUAAUACCCCUGAAAUUAAGUCACUGUCUGCGACAUUUGCCCAUCCAAUGGCUCGCAUUAAAGUAUUGGAAAAACACAACGAGGGAAAAACACAAAGAAAAUUGUUUACACAGGAACAGCGCCAAGAGUCCUAAGGCUUUUCGAGUAAUACACAGACUAUGUUUUAGAGGUCUGCUUUUUUCAACGUCUGACAGAGGUCAACGGAACACCUAGCAGGUAGUCGGAAAUUUGAUAAGGUUGCGUAAAAUAACAUCAGAGGUGAUGUGUUACAGGGAAAUCCGAACGAUCCUAACCAUCUGAAGUCGGGCUGCGGAGUAAGCGUGCAACCGUGCAGACCAUACAGAUCGUGCAGAUCGCGCUUUGUUGGCUCCAGAAUUUUGACUGUUUCAUUUCGCGAGACACUGACAAAUUCAUUCACGACCUAUCACGCAAUCGUUUUACAGUAUUAUGCGGUUAUUUUCAGCUUGAGAAAAAAAUUACGUUUUCUCGCUUAUGAAGUUUUAUUUUACGCCCCAGUGGACGUGAAAUGAAAGUAAAAAAAAUUUGUUUUUUUUUUUUAUGAGUAAUAGUUUGUCAUGUAUGCGACAAGUUCUUGCUUAUAGGAGACCCGAAGGAAAUCGGGAUGGUGAAAAAUUGUGGAAACUCCAUUCGGAGUGAAAAGUUGGUUCCACGCCGCUUCCUCAAAUAAUUGCAAGAUAAUGUUCCCCCGUUAUUUGGUUUCUAUCUAGAGGGAGCCUGGAACUCAACAGGCGCACCAAAGCAAGGGGAUCAAUUUUGGCCGGCCACGCGCAAAUAUCCCACGCAAAAUUUUAAACAAAAACAAGGGCAGCUGACGUAUUGAACCAAUUGUUUUAUAACAUUUUCAACCCGAAGGAAAAUUUUUUUCUCGAGGGAUGUUUGCUGACGUCAUGAGCGUGCACAAUAGGAAUAUGAAGCACGCUCGCGCAAUUGAAUUUGUUUAGACAAAUUUACUAGCUAUGUUAUAAUUUGUUUUAGGCUAUAUAAAAGUCAUGAGGUUCUACAAAACACGGUGACUUAUUGGAUUUUAUGUAAGUUUACAACUCUUAGAGGGCAAGUUGGUUCCGAAAUCCUGGAACAACAUGCAAAGACAUUUGGUCAUUGCGUUAAACAUGCUAAUAAUGGCUAUGUAUUUUGUAGGUCUCAAGUGAUGGCACCAAAAAGCGGUUACAUGAAAAUCUCCGGUGAUGAAGAUAAAAAAGUCAGUUUUUAUCUUUACUUUUUUUUCGUUGGAUGAACGGAGUCCUUAAAAAGGGCAAUCAAAGACCUUUGGAUCAAAAUGAUUUUUUACCCUUGUCAGACGAGAACUCUGGCCGUUUUGUCACCGACAAGCUUCGAAAAAGCUGGGAAAGCGAGAAACAUCAUUGCAAGAUGAAUGGGAAAAGGCCCAAACUUUGGAAAAGCGUGUUUGAUGUGCUUUCUGCCAAAGAUGUUAUCAUCAUUUUGACGGGGAAUAUAUUGUGUACAACUUCUCGCCUUCUCUUUCCACUGUUUCUCGGGUAUCUUGUUUCUAAGCUUAUGUCAACUGAGGCAGAGAAUAAUUAUCAACUCUACGCCUGCGCGUUAGCUAUGUGUCUCAAUGGUUUGAUCGGUGGUCUUGGUGUGCACCAGCAAGACUACAGAUGUGAAAUAUUGGGGAUCAAAAUAGGAAGCGCCCUCAGGGGACUGGUGUACCACAAGGUAGGCACGAUCCUAAAGAGCAUUCUAUGCAUUUUUCGAAGGCUAAACCGAUUUUUCUAAUACCCUUAACACCCCAAAUUAAGCCGAACAAACUUGAACAUAAGUAUCUAUCCAAUAUAGAAUGAUUUUUUCUAAAAAUCUCAUCGACUGCAAUCGGCUUAUGCCAUGGAGACAUAGAAGGAGAGGGUUAUUAAACAUCAUCGCUGGUUGCUGCUUCUGCGAGAGAAAGAAACAAAGAGUUAUUUACUCUGCAGUUCAGUAGGCUACAGAAACCAUAAUGUAUACGACCGCCCUUCUGAACGAGACUCAAAAUGAGUUGUCGCUCUUUUUACACAUUUAAAGAUAAUUUGGUAGAGGUCUGGUUACUCUCGUCUCGAAACGUAGUCACGGACAUCUUUAUGCAGAAGAUUAAACUCAUAUGGUUUAUGGAACCUUUUUCUUCUUUAAUGUUUAACCUGUACUUUCUUUCAGACGCUUCUACUCAGUAAGCAGACGUUACUUAGAUUUACUGCAGGACGCGUAUUCGAUCUGAUAUCCAAUGAUGUUAAAAGAAUGGAAGAAGAGACAGUCAAGUUUUUUUUCUCAGCCGUUUUCGCAGUUCCUGCCUAUGCAGGGGCAAUAUUCCUUAUCUACAAUUUGAUUGGUUGGCAGGCUGUUACGGGUGUGUUCCUCAUGUGUGUUCUCAUGCCAUACUUUGCCGUCUUGUCUUAUGCUAAUGCUAAGCUGCGCUUGCGCACAGCUACAGUAUCCGAUGAGCGAAUCUCCCUAAUGAAUCAAGUAGUUUCCGGGAUCCGCGCGGUCAAAAUGCAUGCGUGGGAGGACGAAUAUGGACGAAAGAUAAAAACAUGUGUUUUGUCUGAGGGUAAUUAGCUAAGGUUUAAACCAGCCAAAAAAAAAAAAAAAGCUAUCAUCUUCAGAAUCCUCUUUUCAAAAGUAGGUCUCCAAACAACAUAGCCGCAGGACUGGCUUCAAAAAAAUUCAUUCCCGUAAUUGUUGACCCAAAUCAUUCAAACCCCGGAAAUAGAUAACCACUUCAUUAGCUAGGCAGUUUAAACAUGCCCCCCCCCUCCAAAAAAAAGUCUUUGGACCGCUGUAUGAGCCAAUAAGAAUGCCUUUUUUCACAAAAAAUAAGUGUCUCUUGUAACCCAUAUCAUAACCGCAGGACUGUUCGGUCAGUUAAAAAAUAUCAGUAUAUACUGAGUAGAUAGUGUUAAAAACGCACUCUGAUAAUGAUCAGCUACUCAAACUCCGAAUAGCCUUUGCAAUUCACCUUCGAGCGACUUGCGCGGGAUUUGCGCCCAAAAAUAUUGUAAUCGUUUUUACCUCAGUGUCGGUGAAAGGGGGUGGAUAUGACCUCUACUUCAGAUAAUAGUCGAUCAUUAUUAUAGAACAUCCCAUCAAGUCUAACUUGUCUUCAAGUUAGUAUUAUUUUUUAUACGCUGUUAUAAGGGUGCACUUGCAGCUCGCUCACCUCAUUAAUAUUUCAAAUUAGAGAGAACACUGACAACGAGCUGGUUCGACAGAAUGCCCACAUAACUUAUGAUAACCUUCUAUCUUCAGAAAUGAAAUCAGGGUCAUUUCGAAGAGGGCAGCCAUUCAGUCAAGUAUCGAUGCCUUGUUAUACAGUGCAACGCCAUUGGCCACUCUGGUGUCAGUAAUUACUAUGGUACUUACUGGUCAGACCCUCACGCCCGCCAAUGUUUUUAUGCUGCUGUCGUUUAUGGGUGUUAUAAAAUUGAGUGGCAUGUUGAAUAUGACAGAUGGUUUAAUGGUAACGUACGACGCCUACGUUUCGCUCGGAAGAAUCGAAGAAUUCCUUCUUUUGGAAAAUCUGCUAGAAGCCUCGGAGAGUGAUGAAAGCAACGAGCCCCAACAAAAAGCGAAAAGUACCUCAAGUAACCAAAGUCGUAGUAACUUGAAAAAAGAAGAGGAAAAUACGGAGAAAGUUUCCCUCCCUCGUGAAGCAACAGAAAUAGGGCCCACUAUACUAUGUGUGUCAAAUUUAAGCUACGUAAAAACACAUCGUGAAGAUAAAUUUAUUCUCGAGGGUGUCAACUUCUUUGCACCUUCAAAUAGUUUAACAGUCAUCACCGGCCCGGUUGGAAGUGGUAAGUCUACUCUGCUCUCAGCGAUCGCUGGUGAAAUUUCGAACGCCAGUGGGACGAUUGAUUAUCAAGGUUCUGUCAUUUACUUGCCUCAGACUGCUUGGGUGUUCUCGGGAACGAUAAAAGAAAACAUUCUUUUUGGCCAGCCCUUCGAGGAGUCCAAGUACGAAAGAAUAAUCGACGUCUGUGCUCUGAAAGAAGACUUUGAGCGGCUACCUGAUGGUGAUCAAACAGUUGUUGGAGAACGCGGCGAGGUUCUGAGUGGAGGACAACAGGCGAGAGUAAGUUUAGCUCGUGCAGUUUAUUCUGACGGAGAUAUUUAUCUAUUGGAUGAUCCACUGAGUGCUGUCGAUCUUAAAGUUGGACAACACAUCUUUAACAAAUGCAUCAAAGAUCUCCUAGGGGAUAAAAUCGUUCUGUUUGCCUCUCAUCAGCAACAGCACAUGGAAAAUGCUGAUCAAGUCAUUGUGUUGUACAAAGGGCGUGUCAUCGACAAGGGACGCUUUACUGAGCUGCACGAAAAAGGUGUUAUCAAUUCAACCGUUGACCCGCUCUAUAAAGCAGCUCUGAAAGACAAAACGGAUCCAUCUGAGCCGUUCUGCUGGAAAGAUAAGGAGGAACACGAUGAUAAUGAAAAGUGCCAGAUAAUACAUCCCCUGCCCAACGAAGCAAAGAGUUUGGAGAUAGCAAAGGAGGAUCGGGCAAUCGGUGUUGUGACAUCCAAGCUUUAUUGGGACUAUUUCAGAAGUGGAGCACAUCCUUUGAUGAUAACUGGAAUGGUUGGUUUAAGUCUCAUUACUCAAGGUAAACUUAUUAUUAGAGUGAGUUACCUUGGGUCAGGCCCUAAUUUCUUUUAUUCUAUUUCGUGUAAAUCAUUUCACAAUAACUAUGCUUUUUACCAACAAUACGCGUUAUUUUUAGAUUAGAUGGUAGAGUUAAGAGACACUGCACAAAUUUCUGACCAUGUUCUUAAUAACUCACUCGUACAAGCGCGAGGCAAGCGCGAAGAAUGGCGAGUCACGCGCGAAAGGGAGAGGUGGUGUUUUUCUCCUCGCGUUUGCCUUACACUCGUCUCCACUCGCCUGAAAAAAGUUUAAAAGAAAAAAAACUUGCUCUGCAAACUAACUUUAUGAGACCAAAUGCAGUUUUCUAACAACAUUUAUAUGUAACAUGGUUGACUGCUUCAUUUUUUCUGUGGCGUUGUGAUGUUUACAAAAACAUUCCUAGGAUUUAGUAGUAACUAAUCCAGGCGAGUUGUCUCUGGGCCCAAUAGAUCUUACAAUGUUCAACUGAAUGAUCACAUAGAAACACAUUUCAACCACUACAUAUUAAUGAUGUUUCUUUCAGCCAUCAUAGCUGCUCCAGACUUGUGGCUCUCGUUUCUUGCAAGGUUAAACUCUGAGGAUCAGAAGAACAAGACAUAUCUAUCUGUCUUCGCAUGUUUGGUCGGUGCGUGUUUCACAUUUACCAUCGUUUGGGCUUAUGGAUUCUUGAAUGUUUGUCUAAAGUGCGCCGAGCGCCUUCACGAUAAAAUGGUUGUGGCCAUUUUACAAGCACCUGUCCUGUUCUUUGAUUCAAAUCCAGUGGGAAGAAUCCUAAAUCGCUUCUCCAAUGAUAUUGGCUGCGUAGAUGAGUUGUUACCCAAAACAUUCCUGACGACAAUGCAGAUGCUCUUGGUGAUAUUUGCCCAAAUUCUGGUAACAGUUUCCACAAAUGUUUGGCUGAUGUUUCUUGUUGUUCCAAUUUCCGUGCUAGUCGUUUUUCUAUCCAAUUAUUACUUAAAGACUGCCAGAGAACUAAAGAGGUUAGAGUCGAUAUCCCGAAGCCCAGUGUUUGCUCAUUUUUCGGAGACCCUGAGAGGACUGGACACGAUUCGUACGAGAGGAAGACAGACAGAUUUUGUGGAUGCACUUUACAGGUAUGUGUGAGACAUUGAUUCAGUGUGUGGUGUCAGAGCCGAUAAAUGCACAGGGCACAAAUGAGUUAUAAUUGCUCAUUUUCUAUGAGGUAUUUAUUUUUUAUCUACCGCCUAUAAACGAAAUUGUAUCACGUGUCUCUUGUGAUCCUAUCUGGUAUGUGCUGAGACACUGGUCAGCAAGUGGACCUUUCCGUAUACGAGGCACGGUCGCGGAGCGAAGCUAUCCGAAAGAAGCACGAAGGGCAUUACCAGUGGUAAGACUACAGUAAUUGCUCUGUGUGGUUUUCGAUCUUCUGAUAGGGUUUCAACAGACACAUAAUAUGGACGGUCAAUCAUUAAGAUCGCGCAACGCAGAAAUUUCACGAUUAAUCAAAACUUUAACAAAUUUAUCGAAUGUGAUUUGUUAUCACUGGUCCGACAGUGUAAGUGUCAUGCUCGUAAUUAAUCAGUGUAAUAGGACAGUUGACAAGACACGCAUGCGUGUAAGCGUAUGCGCGCGCUGUUGUCGCGAAUUUCGCUGAGUAUUUUUUAUGAAAACGUAUAAUCGUUGUCUAGUUUCUUUCUCUAACUUUGUCAUAGUUUUGAUUAAUUUUAAAGACAACGUCAUGUCGUUCAAUUCUGUCCUUAAUAGUACUCGUGGUUAAAAAAUCAGACUCCCGCUUAGCAGUCGUCCAAUUUUGUUAAUACACUCGUGUGAUUACUGACCAAAUUGGACUCCAUUAUGAGUUUAACAGAAAAUUCAGUCAAGUGCCACUCGUCUUCUCCUUCUGAUAAAUAUUAUACGUAAUAUGCAAGAUGUAGUUGUGAUAGUGAACAAUCAAGAAUUGGCUUUUUUGGAGAAUUUACCAUUUUUAAUGGAAAAGUAUUCAUAUCGUUAACAAAUUCGGCUCUAGCGGCUUUUACUUUAUCUGGGCGAUGGAAAAUAGCUAAGAAUGAGAUUUGGUUCCGGAAAUGAUCUUUCGGACAGUUAGCUAGAAGCUUACAGAUGUUUCUUGGAGAGUAACAUCUUUUUAAGGGAGUAGGGUGUCGGGCGGAAUUUGUUGAAGGGCUCCGUUACAUUGUCAGGCCGAAGGAGACUCUGGUCUCACUUCGGUGUGCAGACCCAAUGUAAUCUAUUUGAGGUUUUUUUGGAGUGAUUUUCUUAAAAAAUACUAUUUGAUGAUAACAAGCCAAUGAAAACAAAAGAAAAGAUCACAAGUAGUGAAAGAGGACUUAACUUUUUAACAAGGAAGCGGCAAGGAGCGCUGUAAAACGCGUUCGACCAAUAGGCGGUUGGUUUUGCGCAAGUUUGCCGAAAAAAUCACUCAUUAAAGUUAUACAAAGUUGAUACCAUUCGGUUUUCUUGUCAGCAAUCAAUUGAAAAACCCCUCCAUUAUUUAACUUGUUAUGAUAAAAACUCGUCCCCGCAGUUAUCAAGAUGUUCAUAAUCAGGCGUACAUUAUGGUGAUGGCCAGCGGUAGGUGGCUCGGUACACGUUUGGAUUGUCUCGCUUCCUUGUUAGUCGGUGCAGUUGCUGUGGCUGCAAUCUUGGUAUCUCAAGAUGCCGGUAAGCUUAAGAUUCUUAGUAACGAUUUUGAGUCUUUGUAUGUAAAGUAAGAAUCUAUAUAGUCGUGUAUUAACACAGCAUAAACAGCUGCAUAAUAAUAUUAGUAUGAAUAUACGUGCUCUGUUAUUAACGGGUGGUUUUUAAACACGACAGAAACGUGAGAGUCACUCGGGUGGCUAAAGUGCUAAGAAAACUAUCCAGGCUAGGUAACCUAGCUCUGUAAAGUUUUCGUUAUAUGUAUAUGGACUUAAGUUCCAAUUUUUCUUUUCAGCUUACGCUGGUCUCGCUCUUGUGUACGUCAUCCAAACUCUGACCAUGACUCAAUACGCUGUUAGAAAAACUUCUGAAGUGGAAAAGUACAUGACGUCAGUUGAGCGAGUUAUGACCUACACUAAACUUGACCGGGAGCCUGGAUACAAGGAAGAACGAACACCCCCAAAAGACUGGCCUCGGAAAGGAAGUAUUGUUUUGAGAAAUGUGUCAUUGACGCACUAUUCAGGGGGGCCUCAAGUGCUGAAGAACAUCAAUCUUAGCAUCCUAAGGAGGAGCAAAGAUCGGAGUGGCCGGCCGAACGGGAGCUGGGAAGUCAUCUUUUGUAGCAGCUCUCAUGCGCAUGCCUGA